Messenger RNA from Pelobates cultripes (western spadefoot toad), 61907 nucleotides. The record is from the annotation of a GenBank genome assembly. Lineage: Eukaryota; Metazoa; Chordata; Amphibia; Anura; Pelobatidae.
AUGAACGGUAAAGUGAGAGAGGAUUGGCAGCCCUUUAAUAGGGGAUUCAAGCCCCUCCCACAACUACAGGCCAGGGCCUUAACAUAUAUAUAUGUUAACAUAUAUAUAUUUUUUAUUGCUCAAAACGAUCAACAUUUCAGUUUGUAAUCCAAACUUUCAAACGUCGACCUUUUUGAGCAAUAAAAGUUAAGUUUUACUUUAUCACUUGGAAGUCCUUGGAGUGCUAUCCACACUUCAUUGAAUCUGUGAAUGCUGACAAGCAUCGAUAUAUACCAGUUUAAAUGUGUUCUAACUGUAUUUUGAAAUUAAUAUACAUAUAUAUUUAAAUAAAAAUACAUUUAAAAUGAUGUUAUAAAUACAUAUAAGAAUGCAGGGCCACCAAAAUCACCCUUAGAGUGACAAUAGCCCUAUAGGUAUUUUUAGAGGGAUCUGGACAGGGUCCAUAGUCUAUGGGAAGAAGUCUCACCCCAGGAAUUGAGGCGUUCUCUACAAUCUUAUUGACCCCCAUAGGAUUUAUUAUUUUUUUUAAAACUAUUUAAUGGGAUGCCUUUCUAGCAAGCACUGGCCAGUUGUCACAUAAUUAACCCUUGCUCCUCUGAGGGUUUUAACUUUUUGUUAAAAGUUUUUUUUGUCUUCUUUUUGUCUUCUGGUUGCUAGCGAUGCCAGUAUGCAAAUCAUUCAGAUUUUUUUUAAAUCCAGUCCCAGAUGUGAAGCAUCUAGCCCCGGAUUUGAAGUGUUCAGUCUGACUAAAUUUCUGGCCUAAAUUACAAAAUUCAGGCAUUGUUAAAUAGUGUGAACAAAGUCUGGAUUUGCAGUCCGAAAAAUCCGUAUGCAGCCCAAUGGUUUUACACCAUUCAUACGGGGCCAUUUUGACUUUAGUGAAUUACCCUGUAAGAGUGUCCCUUUACAGGUUUAUUAUUUACCAAAGUAAGAAUUCAAAGUGUAUUCAAAGGGAAUCUCAAAUUUAAGAUCAAAACAGCCAAACUUUAAAAAAUCUUUAAGUUAGCAAUGCUUUCACUUUGGCCACUCGGAUUGUAAACCCUUAACGCCGUUACGACGUUCCAUGCUGUUCUGCAUUUUAUGGGCUUUAAAACCAUUGUGGCAGCAUGGAACGCUGUAAUAGGUUUUGGCCCCAGAAGCUUCAGUGGACUUACCUUUGCCAUGAUCCACUUCGGGCGGACUGUCUGACAGCCCAGGCAGUCUACCCUACUACAUCUGGCCCCCGGGGCCAUGUGAUUGCUCUCAAAGAGAGAUCACAUGGUACCAAUAGGUGUCUGUGAAGCUUUUUUAUUUUUAUUUUUUUAUUUAUUUAUUGUUUUACUUUACUUUAUUUUUAUUUUUUUAUUAAAAUAUAAAUACACUAAGUAUGAAUUUUAAAUUCAAAUAUAUAUACUUAUCAUACAUGAUACAUACAUGAUAAGUAUAUAUAUUUGUAUUUAAAAUUCAUACAUAUAUAUUUAUAAUUUCAUCAUAACUGUAAUUUGAUAAGAAUAUAUAUAUAUAAAUAUUCAUAUCAAAAUACACUCAGAAUAAAAUAAUAAAUAUAAAUAUAUAAAUAAAUUAAAUUAUUUUAAAAAAAUAUACAUUUAUAUAUAAUUGCAUAAAUAAUUACAUAAAUAUACACCUAGAAUUUAUAUAGAUAUAUAUGUAUAUACAUUUAAAUUCUAUGUGUAUAUUUAUGUGAUUUUUAUACAUAAUUAAGUGAUAUUAUUAAUUACACUUUGAGGAACCUGCCUGAUAACCUAGGCAGAAAUUUCAGAUAAUUUAAUUUGCAAGCCCUAUAUUUAACAAUCCAAGAUUCCAAAAACGCCAUAAAACCUGUAUGUGGGGUUACCGUUUUACUCAGGAGACUUUGCUGAACAUAAAUAUUAGUGUUUUAAAACCAUAAAAUGUAUCACAGCGAUGAUAUAAUCAACAAAAGGGCAGUUUUUGUUUGAAAAAUGCAAAAAACUAAUAUGAACGCUAACUUUGGUCAGUGUUUGUGACUAAGUGGCUACUAAAAAAUACUGGCAAUACCCCAAUUUAAAAUACCUUGGGUUGUCUACUUUUUUAAAUGGUAUGCCAUGAUGAGGGUAAAUCUCAUUCCUGGGCUACCAUACGUUCUCAAAGGCAACAUAACAAAUCUGGAAAAUUUCAAUGUGCAAAAACAGAAAUGGCCAAGUCUUAUAUUUGACCCUUUAACUUUCCAAAACACCAUGAGUACAUGGUGGGUACUGUUUUAUUUGUGAGGUAUUACUGAACACAAAUUUGAGUGAUUUAGUUUAGAGCAAUAAAACAUAUAAUGCUGAUGAUAUUAUCGGUGACAGGGAAGUUUAUUUGUGAACAAGGCAAGAUAACAAAAAUAUCCGCUAAUUUUGGCCAUCGUUUGGGUCUAACUGGUUACUAAACCCUGGGUUGCCUGUGUUUUCAAAUGGUAUGCCAUAAUUGGGGUAAAUUUCAUUCCUGGGCUGCCAUACGGUCUCAAAGACAACAUAGGCCCAGCAAAUCACACUGGCAAAUUUUAGUGUGUAAAAACUGUAAAUGAGAAAAGCCUUAUAUUUAAUCCUGCAACUUUCUAAAACCCAUUAAAACCUGUACAUGGGUUGUACUGUUGUACUUUUGAGAUAUCGCUGAACACAAAUAUGUGUAUUUUAUUGCAGUAAAAGCUAAUAAUAUGACAUUCAUAGUUAAAAUGUCAUGCAGAACUUGAACUAUAACAACAUUCCUUAAUUUCUCAAAUUGUUUUAAAUAUUAUUAUUAUUAAAUGUUUCAUAUAUGAAUAUUAGAUAUGAAUUGAAAGCCAUGUUUUUCCUGAACAAAAUAAUAUAUAUUAAGUGUGGGUGUACUUAAUAUGAAAGAGGUGAAUUAUGGUUGAACACACUUAUAAUGCAAAUUCAAGGUUUUGUUUUGAUUAGAAUGUGCACAAUUGCCUCCAUCCUUAAGGGGUUGAGUUUGAACAUUACUUGGAGUUCUCAUUUUAGUACAUAAACCUGUUAAUCUUUUCAACACUUAAAUUUAAAUAUAAUGCUGUUCCAACAUUCACCACUAGAUGAUGGCAGAGCACAAGGUUAUGAUAGAUACAGUGCAGUCAAGACACUAUGGAAAGUGUUCACAGAGCUUAUAAAUUAUCAAACGAAAAAAGGAGUAAAUAUAUGGAUCUUCAAUCAAAGUCUAGCUUUUGUGCCUAUUUCAUGGAAACUCAAAACAUUUGUUAUGCUUGAGUAUACACUGAUCAGCCAUAACAUUAAAAUUGCCUGAAUAAUAUUGUGUAGCUUCCCUUUGUGAUGCCAAAAUGAUCUGAUGCGUUGAGGCAUUGACUCCACAAGAAAAAGGAAAUGAGUGAGUGGCGCUUACACAGUAAAAAAAACCAAUAUGAACACAGUUGUGGAGUGAGAAAGGUGUUCCCCAACACCCUAAGGUCAAAUAGUAAAAUAAAGGUACUUGAGGACAACAAGUGCCACAUACACACACCACUCCCUGUGUACAAAUGGUACCAAUAAAAAAUGACCAAAAAUAGUUAAGAAUGCUUAUACAUGUGCAGAUGUAUGCAGAUAAUAUUCCAUGUAAUAGAUUCCUACAACACAAAAGAACAAUACAUAGUAUAGACUGUAUUUGCAAAUAAAUUAGUAUAAAAGUAGUUGGAUACACUCACGAAUUCCAGAGCCGUGCCAGGCUCUGUAUAUAAUGCCCAAGGGUGCCUCAAAAGGCUGUGUAGAGGAUCUUGAAUGGUGUCCCCCAAGACUCAGGAGUUCACAAGUGUUGAAAUGAUGAAUUGUCUAUUUACAUGCACUUUACGAGUUAUUAUAGGUGCCCAUUUAUAACAUUGAGCUUUUGGCUUCAAUUGGGCAAACGAACUGAAUCAAACCAAACUAAUGAAAUUAGCGCCGAAAAUACCGGAAGUGACAUCAGACGCCGGUCAACCGAACUUCCGCCCACGUGACCGGCAGCCAUAGAAGUGGCGAAUUCAAAAGGAACAGCAUCUGGAUGAUCUUUAUGCACUGAUGAAAACUCAGACUGAGCUGAAAUGCGUCUGCAUAGCUGUGAGCUUGUGUGUCACCAUAUGGGACCUGCACAGUUUAUUUAACAUUUAUUGUAAUAAAUUUGUUUAUUUUUAAUAUCAUCAUUGCUGCUUUUUCCUGAGCCUUGGGGGACACCAUUCAAGAUCCUCUACAUAGCCUUUUGAGGCACCCUUGGGCAUUAUAUAGAGCGUGCGCUGAAAAGCGCUUUGAGUCCCAUUUGGAGAAAGGUGCUAUAUAAAUACGAGUUAUAAUUACUAGGAUUUUAGUUCUGCACAUCCUUUUUAUCAGCAGAGCUCUUUUCCCAAACACCCGAUGACACUCCCUUUAAAGAACACAGCACAUGUAUUUAUGCCCCAAACAGUCUCAUUUGCAUACAAUAGGGUGAAUACAGCACUAUAGUACAAGAAAGUGGUGUCAGACAAUAGCAAGGGCUGAGAACCAAAUGGGAGAUUGAAGAGGGACAGGGCUGCUAGUUUGAACUGGUCUAGCAGUGUCCCGUGAAUAAUUCCCUGCUGGGGAAACAAUAGUACAGGAAAAAGGGGGAGGAGGAAAGGCACAUACAACCUGGAAAAUCAAUACAUUAUACAUACCCUGCACAAAUACUGGGCACAGGGUGAACAAAACUAAAUAAUAGUCUGGGGAUGCACAUAAUAUGUCCGUCUUCUGACCCCAGUGAUGGUGACUACUGUCACAAAAGAUUUUCAGGGUUAUUUACUAAAGUGAGGGAGAAAAAAAUGAAUUUCAAACUUUAAGGCCAGAGUCAAAUGAAUGGAUAGCUGAGUUAGAGAGUGAAAAAUCCUGUAUAGCUUUAAGAAGUACUCAGAUCAUUAACUGAGCUGCUUUCAGCACCACGAUUAGGACGUCCAGGCCCUACAUUUCUAAUGUGUAUAUAUAUAUAUAUGUAUAUAUAUAUAUAGUGAAUAUCAGGGCUUAGGGGUUGAGAUACAAUAGGGGCUGGGAGGGAACAAGACACAUGGGGGGGCUCAGGGAAUGAGACACAUGGGGGGGCUCAGGGAAUGAGACACAUGGGGGGGCUCGGGGAAUGAGACACAUGGGGGAGCUCGGGGAAUGAGACACAUGGAGAGGCUUGGGAAAUGAAACACAUGGGGAGCUGGGGGAUUAAGACGCAUUUGUGGCUGGGGGUAUGAGACACAUGUGGAGCUGAGGUGUUAUGGACAACAUACUUGAAUGGAUAAAAUGUCUAUUUACUAAUAUCUAUUUAUUCUGUGUAUCUGUGUUCACUGUGUAAAACUGGCUGCUAGAGUAAAAGCUUCCCCUCCCCCUUUCUGUGUGCUCAAUAACCAUUUCCUCUGUAAACCCCUCUCACCCUGCUCCCCCUCCCAUCGUGUAACCAAAAUGGAGAAUUGCUGUUAGAGUAACUGCUUCCCUUUCUAACCCCUCCCCCGCUUCCUUUAUUCAAGUAAAGGCUCUCUCUAGAAACAUGCAACGUUAGUAAAAAUGGAGCUGGAAUGGAGCUGGGAUACAAAGAAAUGUCAUGUGAUGAUGCUGGGGUCACGCCCAGUAGGGUGGGUUUAGACAAGACCCCUUAGACUGUUAACCAAUUGUUGAAUGUAUACUUUAUGUUAACUGUGACUCUGGUACAUGACGUAUUUCUGCUUUAAAAGGGAAUCGCCCCCUCUGGAAUAAAGGCCAUUCUGAAGUCUUUCAUAAACCUGCAAUGCGUCCGGUGUGAUUUACUUCUAGAAGACUUGCGCACAAUCAAUUUAGAAAGGAGUAGAUAGACAAAUAAUCAAACAGUUUGUUUGAUCCAAAUCAGAGGUAUUAAGACACAUGGGGGAGUUGGGGAAUUGAGACACAUAGGGGCUGGGGGGUUGAGACACAUUGGGAGCUGGGGAAUUGAGACACAUGUGGGGCUGCGGGAAUUAAACACAUCAAGAGCUGGGGAAUUGAGACACAUGGGGAGGUGGGGCAUUGAGACACAUGGGGAGGUGGGAAAUUGAGACACAUCUGGGGCUGGGAGAAUGAGACACAUGGGGAGCUGGAGAAUUGAGACACAUGGGAAGCUGGGGGAUUGAGACCCAUGUGAGGUUGGGAAAUUGAGACACAUGUGCGCUGGGGGAAUGAGACACACUGGGGCUGGGGAGAGGAAUGAGACACACAGAGAGGCUGGGAAGAGGAGAAAGAGAUACACAUAAGGGCUGCAGGAAAGGAAUGAGACACACAGAGACAGAGGGGGGCUGAGGUAGACAGAGUCACACAAAGGGGCUUGGGGAAGAAAGAGACACACAACGGCUUUGCUGUAGAAAGAGACACACAAAGGGGCUGGAGGGGUGUAAGAGACACACAAAGGGUGGGAUGUAAGAAACACAAAGGAAAAAAAUGUGGGGAUAAGAUAUACUAAAAUAAAGUGUAAGACAAAAGGAAGAUAAGAUACAGUAAAGGUGGUAAGAUGUUCAAAACAGAGAAUAAGAAACACAAAAGGGGGUAAGAAAUUAAAAAGUGUGAUUAAGGGACACACAGGUGAAAAUUCACUUUUUUUUGGGGGGAUACAUUCUUCCCUGUGUAGCCAAAAUUCCUUGCACACUCAGCAUCCCUUAUACACCAUGCACUGCAUCCUUGUGAGUGGAAUUUGAUGUGUCUUGUGGACAGACUAUGGGGUGGGCCUUGAUCUGUGUAAAGGGUACCAAAAUUUCUCAUGGGACCCUCUAAAGUACUGGUAGUCAACAUGGCUCCUAGAGCCCAAUAGUGGGUGAUUCCAGCUUCCACGGUGGGCGGUGGCAGAUAAUGACUGGCCAGGUGGGUACAAGUGUGGGUGUUGUAGGUGCCCGGGGUGCAGGUUUGGGGUUAUGGUUUCUCUCCUGUCUUGGGGAAGCUCCAGUUAUGUAACUGCCCAUAUAUGGACACACACAAGCCUCUGAUGUCCCAAUGGAACCUCCUUACAAUGGAACAUUAUCCAGGCGAGCAACUCCCUCCAACCAUUGAGAGAGAACUCACAAAAAUGCCCAACACAACGCAUUGUGUGAACGCCUCCGUUUGCUAAAUCUCUCUUGAUAGCUAAAAUUAAGCGUGCAGAGCUACAUUCCUGAUCAGGACAGACAGGUGUGAUGUAACACGCCAAAAGAGGAGGGGAUGCACCUGAUGUGAAAGCAGGAACAGAAAGAAGUGUAGUGUUUAGAGUGGCUGAUAUUGAACUUUGGCAAGCUAAGUUCUGGUACUUUCCUUUGACAAGUUAAGUUCUGUUAUUUUCUGUUUACUUGGUUUACUUAACAUAAAAUAAAAGAAAGAAGGAAAGUAAGGAGGAGAGAAUAAACAAAACGGAAAAAAGAGACCCCUGAUAUAUAGAUAUUCCUUUUUUUGUUGUUGGCUAAUAAUAAAGUGGGCUACCUAGUUCAUCCUUCCUGCAGAUUGCAAUAAGGAAGGAGAAAAGAGAAGAAGAAAGAAAUUGGAGAAAAAAGGAAAAGGAAGAAAAAAAGUAGAAAAAAGCAAAAAAGAAAGUAGAAAGAAAAUAGUAACGGUGACAUGUAAUAAAAAUGGCCACCUAAUGCUCAUGCAGCGUUGUUGUUGGUGUUUGUCAUAAAAAGGAAAAUAGAAAAAGCUUUUUAAAAUUCAUUAAAUAUAAAUUAUAUAUGUAUAUACAUGCUAAAAGUAUAAAUAAAAAGAUAGAUUUAAGAACAUAUUUUUAAAGAAACCCUUGUUUCUAAAAAAUGUUUCACACUUGUGCUAAAUAAAUUGAGUUAAUGCGGCACCGGUGGGUGGUAAGAAAAUUUUACCAUCAAAAAAAGAUACAUAAGUGGGCUGUAGGUAUUAAAAAGCUGGCUACCCUUGCUCUAGAGCUAGGCAUUACUACUACUGUAGUUUAAUUUAAUGAUUACACUCGGGUGCUAGCUCCCAGUUUUUUGUCCAACCAUUUAGAAAUGGGGAAAAACUAAAUUGCAAAAUACAAGGUAAAUAAAACAUUUUUAUUCUCUAGUUUGCUCUUAUAUUUUGCAAUGCAGUAGCCAAUUCACUGUUUAGUGAACAAACAGGCGCCCACUUAUCUGUUUCAAGUGCUUUAAGGUAUACAUUUAGUGCCAUCAGUAAACCUAGGCAAAUAGUGUAAUAUAUAAUGAGGAGAAGGUAGAGUCUGCAUAGAAAAUAUAGCCGUAUAACAUGCACGAAUUAUAAAAUCUCUCCUUUCAGAAAUAGCCCAUAAAACACACUGCUUAGUUGUUAUAACAACUCUGACAGGCUAUGGAAGCAGCUCGCUUAGUUAACAACCAUACUCAAUUUCAUACAAACAUUUCAACCUACACAGCAGAGUAAACAUUGAUCAGGUGAAUGUUUUGUCCAAUGGGAGAAAAGGUCUUGUGAUCUGCACUGAUACAUCGUUCCUGGGUCCUAACUGGUUCUUUUAGAAUCACCAGGAAGCAGGAAGUGGUUUUGGGUUUCCAAGUUAUUGUUAGUCAAUCCAGAGCAUUCUUAGUGUGCGGGUAUGUCAUGCCGUUUGAUAAAUAUUGAAGCUUUUUAUUGCAUGUACUGUCUGAAAUUUAGAGCACACUUGUUUAAAAUCGUCCUUGUUCGUGUCUGCAAUGUUUAUUUUCGAUAUUUCCUGUUUUUUCCAUGAUAACAUAACAUAUAACAGGCUAUGUACACAGUCAUACAGGGCCCAUGGGUGUGUUUUUUUUGUUUUAAGAAAACUGGGUGUGUUGACUAAUCGGUUUAUUAAAAGCAAAACUUGCUAAAAAUAGGUCAUUAUAAGCUAUGCAGGUAUCUUAGCCAGAAACAAGCAUAUCUGAAUUUCAGUUCAUUACAAUUGACUGUUUAGUAAAUAAAUCCCUAAUGAUACUUAUAAACCUUAGCCUUCAGAUCCAUUGGCUUUACAUUCCAAGGAAAUGCAGUGGUGGGGAAAAAGGAACACUCUAAGAUUCAUAACCGCUACAGCUCGCAAAACGGUUGUGGUGCUAGGAGUGCCAUGAGUACCCUAUUGUAGGUUAGUCAAACCAUUUUAAAUAGCUUGAUUUCUUACCUGGGAUCUGCCAAGCGCUGCUCCUUGCCUCUACUAAUGCUAGAGAACCGUAAGCUCCUAAGCAGAAGCUCUUGUUAGCUAACAUUAGCUGACAGACAAUAUUCUGUUCGUCAAGCUGAAGUGGUUUUGAUGCUUAGAAUGACCCUUUAGGAUGCAAGAUGGUUUCCUAUAUGUCUGACCAGAGGCUGUUGAGACCCAACAUAUAUAUUGCUGCAUAGAAUUAUUCCAUAAAGUUUAAUUUUGCCAUGUUUUACACAUUAUAAUUUGUUUUAGUCUAGGUGUCAAACAUGCCUUCUCGCGACACCAGUUUUUCUGGCUCCUCUAGACUUUCUCUGGAAAAUACUGCUCUUCGUGGAGGGAAAUCACUGACCCAGCCUCGUUGCAAACUAGCCCUUAAGCUUCCCGGUUCUGAAUGGCUGAACAUGUCUACCUUACGUCAGCCUUGCACUGAUGCUUAUGGAUCUCAGAAACUAUCUCUAGUGCCUUCCUGGGAAGAAAAGUCAUCUGACCUUACACAGUUUACCAAUCAAUCCUUGCUAAUUUCUAAACAUCCACUGUCAUGUAACCCUCUUCUUAAUUCUGAAAGUACUUUGACUUCCACUCAAUCUCUCAGAUCUAAGCUGUCUCUUUCCACUACAGCUACUGAUCUGACUUCUUCCAUUUUGACUACUAAACCUGCAUUGUCCUCACUUUCCUCAAAUCUGUCACUCCCCUCUAAGCUUGCAACAACAUCAAAUUCAUCUAUAUGUUCCAUACAUCCUGAUAACUUAGAUUCUUCCUUGACCUCUGUAUGUGUAACCACAGAGCUCUCUAAAUUGGUUUUGACACCACAGUCAACGUUAUCCUCUUCAACAGACACAAAAAAUAACUAUAAUCCAAGUAAGCAAAAUCUAGUGAAGUCCUUUCCAUCUGAUGCUACUUUGAACCCGAAAUCUACUUUAGGUGGCACCCAAGGAGAAUCAAGUGCCUUUGAAUCUGAAGGAGACAAGACUUCACUUGAGAGCCUUCCUUCUCUUGCUGAGCAAGCGCGACUGUAUGCCAAUGUACUUUCUGAGGUAUGUGUGCAUAAUGAAUUCAUCAAUGAUGGUAUUGGUUAAUUUGUGUUGGUACAUUGAUUUAUUUUUUUGUCCCCCAGAAUGUUGAGAUUUCAUCCUCAAAACAAUGCCAACCUGCACUCCUUGUAUCCAUGCCAAAAGACACAAUGCAUACUGUGAGGCAAGAAAGAACUACUUUAAACAGCCAACAGUCAGAAACAUAUCUUCACCAGAAGAAGGUCGGAUGUUUUUAUGUAUUGUUUGUUUUAAUAUCUUCCUUUUUUUAUCACAAAGUAAAGUAAGAUGGGAGAGCAUAGAAGCAGUUAUAAGUUAAAAAAUGCCUAAGAGCAGGGUGCCUCAAGUCAGGUGCCAACAGAUUGCAGGCAAAUUAUAUAUGGUCCCUUCCACAUACCUAUUUAAAAUAUAUUUUUUUAUAAUCAUAAGCCUGCACAUUUACACACCAAUAUCUUCCUGGUUGAUAUGAUCUUCUUCUAUAUGUGUUGUAUUAAGACAUUAUAAGUCAACAUAUACAGUCAUGGGAAAAAGAAAGUACACCAUCUUCGAAUUAUAUGGUUUUACAUAUCCAGACAUAAUACCAAUCAUCUGUUCCAUAGCAGGUCUUAAAAUUAGGUAAAUAGUGGAUGCGCCAGCAAGGUCAGAUGUUGCAAUGCUCCGAGAAAUAGCAAAAAUCCCAAGAGUUACAUCUCAGACUCUACAGACCUCAAUUAGCAUGUUAAAGUUCAUGAUUGUAUAGUUAGAAAAAGACUAAACAACAAAUAUGGAUUGGAAGGGUUGUCUGGACAAAGCCUCUCUUCUCUAAAAAGAACAUUACAGCACAGCUUAGGUUUGUAAGGUUUCAUCUGAACAAACCAGAAGACUUCUGAAAUAAUGUCCUUUGGACAGAAUUGGCCAAAGUGGAAAAGAUUGGCCAUGAUGCACAGCGCCACGUUUGGCGAAAACCAAACACAGAAUAUUAGCACAACCCCUCAUACAAAGGUGGAAGGGUGAUGAUUUUGUUUUGCAGCCACAGGACUUGGGGCCUUGCAGUCAUUGAGUCGACCAUGAACUCCAGUGUAUACCAGAGUAUUCUAGAAUAAAAUCAGAGGUCAUCUGUCUGACAGCUAAAGCUUGGCAAAAAUUCGGUCAUGCAACAGGACCAUGAUCCCAAAUACACCAGCAAAUCUACAACAGAAUAGCUAAAAAAGAAAAGAAUCAAGGUGUUGCAAUUGCCCAGUCAAAGUCCAGACCUCAACCCGAUUGAAGUGUUGUGGCAGGACCUUAAAAGAGCUAUGCAUAAACAAAUGCCUGCAAACCUCAAUAAACUAAAGCAAAAUUGUAGAAGAGUGUGUCAAAUUCCUCCACAACGAUGUUAGACUGAUAAAGUCAUACAAAAAAAAAAUUAUUUUAACUUAUUGUUGCUAACUGUUCUACAAGCUAUUGAAUCAUAAGGUGUACUUAGUUUUUCACACAUGGCUUCUCCAUUUUGGCUUAAUUUUUGAUAAAUAAUGACACUGUGUUAUAUGUCAUGUGUUGUUGUUCAUCUAAAGUUGUAUUUACCUAAUUUUAAGACCUGCUAUGGAACAGAUAAUUGGUAUUAUGUCUGGGUGAACUUUAUUUUUUCCCAUGACUGUAUGUGUGUAAAUAACUAAACCAAUAGAAAAACCGAUAUGUGUACACAUGUGAUAUGCUGGAAAGUGGCACUGUUUGUAAAGUGAAGAUUACAAUGGUCUUUGCAUUUCUCAGAUGGCUUUGGUAUCUGCUGCUUGCUGCUCAUUAGUAAAUGGACCCAAGUUCUCAGAUAGCUCAGAUCUGACUCGGGCCGAAAUAUGGAGCUUAUGUGAGGAGAUGGCAAAGUUGGAUCCAGAGUUUGUACUCAAGGUGAGACAAGAUGUUGUCCAAUUAUGUAUGGGAGAGUUUACAAUAUAACUCGAAUAUUUGAGUGAUUGGAGGCUCAGUUUCUCACUGAUGAACCUGGUUUGUAUACAUUAGCAUUCAGAUUAUUAAAAUGUUGAUGUUCAUUUAUUAAAAUGUACUGGUUUGUCAUAAAAUGAAAGUAAUAUGGGACCCUAAUGUUGCAUGAUUGAAUAGACACAUGUUUAAGCAUGAUGUAGAAUAUACAGAUUAUGCAUUGGAUUUAAGAAAGUUUUCCUCCUGGUUUUGAUGAUAGCUUGACUGCCUAACAAUUGAACUUAAAAUUGAGAAGGUUGUAAUUAGGAAGCAUAAUGUGGAAAGUUAGGAGAGGGUCGCAUCUUCAUGUGUAAUCCAUAAAAAUAAUUGAUGUCUAAGGAAUCAUUAUUUUUUUUAAAUUAAUUAUUAUUUUUUUAUACAACCAGGAAGCAAUAGAAGAGAGAGAACCAGUCUGCCAUCAGAUUGGUUUCUCCUGGUAGAUGUUCCAUCAUCAAUGUGAUAUUGCGUGGUAGGCAAUAGUUGAAGAUUUCCUUUGUGAGGUCCGUCAGUGUCUCAGAACGAGUGCCACCUAAGUGGCUGAUGUAACGAACUGCGGAGACAUUGUCUAUAUAUAGAAAUGUAGUGUAAAAUACACCACCUAGUGGAGCGCUAAUACAAAUAUAAGUGAUAGAGGGGUUCACUUAGCCUAAACAUUUUGUGUUGUCUUAAAUUCAGGAAUAUGCUUUUGAACAUACAAUGAAGGGAAAAAAAGAGAUAAAAAAAAAAAAAAAACAUAGUGUAGAUGUUUUUUGUGAAAAUGAGUGAUGAAAGUAAUGGUCUGGAGCCUAUAUGAUAUUGGCUCUGUACGUAAACCUAUGUGCUCUUUGGGCAGCAACACAUCCCUUCCUCUGAGAUGUACCUCCACAACGACAAGAAAACAAAAGGAGAAAGAGACCCAAUGGGGGGGUAUAUGUGCAAACAGGCAGAUAGGUGGUAAAUGUUAUGCUCACCUAGUUGAGAGCCUUAAAAUCCUGGCUUUGAGGGUGGUCAGCGAUGUGCCAGUAUGAAGGGAUGGCACUUCCCUGUAAAGAUUCCCAGAGGCUCCAAGGACUUCAAUGGAUAAAGAAAAUGUAUUGAUUCCAAAUAAAAAGUAAAUAUAAAACCAGAAUUUUGAGUAUUAAAAUUGUAAAUGUCCAAAUCAGCCAAAACAUGUUUCACUCGUCGACUUUUCUCGAGACCAUGAAGCCGAGGGAUUCCAACACGGUCACUGUGGAAGCUGUAGUUGAACGUAGUUGGUUGUGGUUCUGGUCGAAGAGUAGAAUGUCGUCCAGGUAAAUCAGGCAUCUUAUGAAAAAUAAGAGAACAGGCGAAUGCGAGCACACGAAAGUGUGUGAACGCAGAAGCCUGACAGGCAGGAAAUCUCAACAGCGCCACACGCCCUCCCAUGCCCUCCCUGAGGAGAGUGUGUGGCGGCGGGAGAGUGCCUGUGGAGUGACAAGCAUAGCCACAAGGAGAACAGGGUAGUGGGGGGACAGAAAAAAGAGCUGGUAGAAGAGGACAAUCCUCAAAUUCUAUACCAUACUAAACGAAACCAGCGUCUCCACUAUCAGAAAAUUGAACAUAAAUACAUAUGCAGUAUGAAAAAUAAAGAAAUCAAUCAAUAUAAAUAAGUAUAACAAGACAAGCCAACAGAGUAUAGACACACAAUAUUCUGACGUGACAUGUUUUGGAGCAGCAAAGAAAGAGGAAGUGACUCAGUGGGAGGUGUAUCUUAUACUCUCUGCUUGUCUUUGAUUGGUUCCUUUUUUUCUAAAUGUCUUUGCUGCUAUGGAGUAGUAAAGGAAGUUAAUGCAAAAUAUGAAGCCUCCUGUCAUGUAAUAAAAUUUAUUAUUUUUGGCAUUUAUGUAGCGUCCACUUAUUCUGCAGCGUUUUACAAUAAUAUAAAGGAGGAAACUAAACCGUAAUUGAGACCAUUACAAAAUGUUACAGGAAGAAUAAGCUGAUAAAGACCAUGCUCAAAAGAUUAGAAGAUUUAAUUCUGAAGUGAAAUUAAAUUGUAUAAGGAAAUUCAAUGGUUAAUUUCUGAGUGCUCCAAAGUUAUAUAUGUGUAUGUGGGGCUGUGUCUUAGGUAUUUAAACAUUGCGUGUAAAGGUUAAAAUAAGGCAGUUCAGAAAGCAUCCACAGGAGAUGCAAAACACUUCCAGCUUCUUUUGGUAUGUGGUGCUCCCCAUGUGUAGUAAGUAUACAACUUUAUAUACUGUUGUCUGCCUAACUUUUAUAUCAAAAUUUUGUGAUAGUGAAUAAAGAGGUUGAUUUUUAGAUCUACCUGCUGCCAGUCUCUUCAAUAGGUUAUUAUUUUAUUGAUUUUUGCAGAUUUUUAAGCAUACUUUUGUAUGACUAUUUUUUUUUAAAUCUUUGCAGGUUGCCCUCUACACUCGGCAAGAACUUAACAUUCGCAGCACUGCAAACUUCAUGCUGGCAGUGUCUGCUCUGCUUCCUGCAUGCCGUCCAUAUUUGCGCAGGUAUUUCUGUGCUUCUGUUCAGCUUCCAUCUGACUGGAUGGAGGUACCACGGCUGUAUCAGGUGUGUUACCAAGAAAGGAUGUAUACAACCCUAAGUGAUAUAUUUUAGGUUUAACAGCAAUGACUGAUUUUUAACUUGAUAUAUGUGCUGGGACAUAAAGAAAAUUUAAGAUACGAUGUGUUCAGUGUCAACAUCAUACUUAUCCCUUACAGAGUUUGGCUGGAACAAUUAAGAUGGCUCCCUUGCCUGCCUGCCUUCGCCGAGCUAUGACCAUUAAAUUCAAGGAAUUCAGUGAAUAUCAAUUGGCUAAAUACAACACACGCAGACAACGUGGGAAAUCUAAUCAUAAGAAGCGAGACAACCGGACACUGAAUGUGAGCAAAUGUUUUUGACAAUCUCCAUCGUAACUUUGCCUUAGACCUUUAUGGACCAAUAUUAUUCUAUGUCAGAACAUUUGUUCUUUAGAUAUCCUACCUCAGAAUGGGAUGUCUUACUUAUAAUGUAAGCAGGGUUCAAUAGAACGUCUUAUAGUAAAUAAGUAGGACAUAGCAUGAGGAAAUAAUACUGAACUGUCUGGUCCUAUCCCUUGGCUUAUUAAUUAUGGCUCCUAAAUAGCUGUGGGAACAAUUGAGCAAGUAUAGCAUUAUUUCAUAAUGACAUAAUUAGCUGUAAAUAAAGUAUGUAAUGGUCUGCACCAACCUACCUCGUCAGCAAGCGUGCUGACGCUCAAAACAGACCUGGCCUCCAGUGUUCUGAAAUGCAUUUCUGGCAUUCAAAUUUUAGAUUGUGAUAAUGGUAUAGAUUUUACUGAUCCCAAAGGUUAACAAUUUAUUAAACACUAUCUGGUAUGUAUGAGGAUAUGAUGGGAACUUGAACACACAUGCAAUAUCCUUUUUUUUUGAAGGGCUGAGAUGGAACCACAGUCCUGUGCUAUAACUGGCACAAUCAGCACUACAAGUAGAAAGCUGUUCAUGUGCUAUUAUUAUUGGAAUUUACAGUGCCUUGCAAACAUAUUCACCCCCCUUGAAUUUUUACCUAUUUUGUUACAUUACAGCCUUAAAUUCAAUGUUUUAUUAACCUGAAUAUUAUGUGAUGGAUCAGAACUCAAUAGUCUAAGUUGGUGAAGUGAAAAGAGAAACAUAUAUACAUUAAACUAUUUUUUUUUUUUUUUUUUUAGACAAUUUUUUUAUUGGUUUUCAAGUAUAUGGGGUACAGAAGAGAGAAGGGAGUUAUAGGGGUAACAAUGGAAAAAAUGCAGACAAUAUGGUGAUGCCCAAGAGUUGUUGGCAAGAUUAUCGACAGUGACAUUCUGGGUUUUGUAGGCAGACUAUAUCCAUAACAUCAUUACGCCUAAUACAUGUAUAAGUAAGGUUACAUAGUAUAGUUUUACACUCUCGUAACGUCUGCCUGUUGUUAGGCGUUUGUGGGCAAAGCAGUCUGGUUUAGAAGGAGGGUUGGUUCUCUAUGUAUGGUGUUGCGUAUCGGUACAGUCUGUUAGGCCAUACAUAACGGUCUUAGGGUGGGUUUUGGGGAUUUGUGGCUUGGUUGUAUAAUUGUGUCCACUGUUUCCACGUUGAGUGGAACUGCUGUGAUUCUAUACUAUGGGUCAUCGUAAUUCGUUCAUAGACGUGGUAUUGUUGAAUCUUGUCCCAUAGUUGUAAUUUAGAUGGGCAUAUGUGCGACUUCCAGUUCGUUGCUAGAAGGUUCCUGGCCGCUAAUAAUGUGAUGGCACAUACCUGUCUGUGUUCUCUAGCGAGAUCACUGGGGAGCAUAAGCAUGAGGUAUGCAGGCUUGGCAGUAAGUUUGCUAUGCCCAGCCCACCCAGCAGUCUCCUAACCUCCGUCCAGAGGGGUUGAAUCACCGGGCAUGUCCACCAUAUGUGAAGAAAUGUACCAGUGUCUCUUGAACACCUCCAGCAUGUUGGUAAUACACUGGGGUAUAUUUUAUGCAACCGAAUUGGCGUCAUAUACCACCUAUAGAGUAGCUUCCUAUGGGCUUCUAUGUGCGUGUAACAUCUAGUGAGUUUUGAGAGGCUAUUUAGGGCUCUUACCCAAUCUUCCUCUGAGAGUUGAAGGGAGCAGUCUUCCUCCCAUUUAGUCCUACAGAGGGGGAUGUGCUGUGGUAAUGUGGUUUCCCACAUUUUGUAACAGAGGGAGAUGGCUUUUGGUUUGCUUGGUGUGGCCCAACAUCUGUCUAGGAUCCCGCCCACUAAUAGCGAUUGCUCCUGAGUACUGUUGUGCAGGUUCACAUGAGUCAUUAUGGUCCCUUUGAGUCUUAGGUAGGUAGAUACUUCACUCAUCGGUAGGUGCCAUUUGGCCUGUAUAUCCGCAAAUGCUAUUACACCCUUAUUGUCUAAUAGGUGUUGAACGUUGGUGAUUCCUGCCUUAGCCCACCUUGUUAGAGGGAGGUCGGGGGAUGCGGUUCCUAAUGCAGUCAGUGGUGCCCGGGUAUGGAAGGAGAGUUUACACCCCAUUGUGGCCAUGAAUGUGUCCCAUACGUUAAGCGUCAGAGACGUUGUGUGAAAUAGGUCUAGUUUAGGCGUCCAUAGGACGUCAACUAUAUUUAAUGCUUGUAGUUGGGCAUUCUCCAUAUCUACCCAGUUGAUGUCCCCUUUAGGAGAGUGUAGCAUUAUGCCAGCUGUUAACGCUGUCGCCUUAUAAUAUUGGUUAAUGUUUGGUAGUCCCACUCCACCCUGUUUGACCUGGGUAUACAGAAGUCUAUUAGGGAUCCUGGGCUUUUUAUUGUCCCAUAUAAAGGUGUUGCAUGUGUUUUGUAGGCUCUUUAGCAGAAGUUGUGAUACUUUGAGAGGGAGCAUACGGAAAACAUAAAGAAUUUUGGGUAGUAUAGACAUUUUGAAGGCAUUAAUCCUUCCUAGCCAGGAUAGGUGCGUGUGUUUCCAUUUUAGGGUUUCCGCCCUGCACAUGUGUGGUAAGGGUAGGUAGUUUAAUUUUACAAUUUUAGCUAUGGAUGUUGCGAUUUUGACUCCUAAUUAUGUAAGAGAGGAGAGUCUCCAGUCAAAUUGAUGUUGUCGUUGUAGUGUCUGUGUGCGUCCCAGUGGUAGGUUAACCGUCAGUGCUUGAGUUUUAUCUUGAUUAAGUUUAUAGUGGGAAACUAAGCCAAAGUCGGUAAGGGUGUUCAUUAGGUGUGGUAAGGACUUCUCCGGGUCUGUCAAUGACACCAAAACGUCAUCGGCAAACAAUGCCAAUUUGUGUUCCUGGCCUGUCACGGUAACUCCUCUUAUGUCAGAACUCGUACGAAUCUUAAGCACCAGAGGUUCCAAUGAUAGGAUGUAGAGGAGGGGGGACAGGGGGCAGCCUUGGCGCGUCCCAUUAGUGAUGGAGAAUUUGUCAGAUGUGAAACCUCCAUUGGAGACCUUAGCCGCGGGUGCGCUAUAUAGUGCUUCUAUCCCCCUAAUCAUUUCGGGCGGGAAUCCAUACCUCCCCAAGACUUCAGACAUGUACUUCCAAUUGAGGCGGUCGAAGGCUUUCUCUGCAUCUAGUGCCAGGAGAAGGCCCCCUGUGCUAUUUUUUUCCAUAUGUGUCAGUAUGUUGAGGAUCCGUCUGGUGUUGUCCGAACCCUGCCGCCCCCUGACAAACCCUGACUGGUCGUUGUGUACUAAGUGUCUGAGGAGUGGUGCUAUUCUGUUACUAAGUAUCUUGGCAUAGAUUUUAGCAUCCCCAUUUAGUAAGGAGAUGGGUCUGAAAUUCUUAGUGUGUCGGUGGUUUCCCUGGCUUGGGGAGGGUGGAUAUAUGUGCCAGGAGUACUUCUGCCGGUAGGGCUCCUCUGUCAUUGCUCUGUCUGUACAGUUUCAACAAGUGUGGGGAAAGAGUAUUCACGAACAAUUUGUAAUAGGCAUUGGUGAGACCGUCGGGUCCAGGUGAUUUGUCAAUGGGUAAUUUUUUGAUCACCGAAGUGAUCUCCUCUAAGGAAAUAGGCUGUCGUAAUGACUGUAUUGCGGUCGGUGUCAGGGAGGGUAAGCAAAGGUUCUGUAGGAAUCCGUCUAUGUCCGCUACGGUCGGGACCUUAUUAGCACCAUCGUCACGUAGGUUGUACAGCUGACGGUAGUAAUCUGCAAACAUAUUAACAAUUUCCCGUGGAUCAAUGAUUUUGUGACCCUUUCCAUCUUUGAGGUAGGCAAUCCUGGAGGCGAUCGUUUUUUGUUUCAAUUGCGCUGCUAGUUUAGCGCCAGCUCCAUUCCCUGCCGCGAAGAAUUUGUGUUUUGAUUUUCGUAAGAGGUGGGUUGUUUUGGUUAAUUCUAUAUCUCGUAAUUGUGUUUGUAAGCUCAAAAGCUUCCGUUGUAGCUCUGGGGUGGGUCCGUGUUUGUUACUGUGGGUGAUGUGUUUGAUCUCAUUGAUAAGGGCUAGAUAUUGUGCCUUUUGCGUCUUGCAGGCAUGGCUGGCGUGCUUUAUGAAGCUGCCUCUAAUAACUGCCUUGUGGGCUAGCCAGACAUAGUCCGGGUCAAUGUUCUAUCUUUGUCCGCAAAGUAGUUUUGCAGGUCCCGUGUGACUUGCUGGACUAUAUGUGUGUUCGUCAACAAAGUGUUGUUUAACCUCCAAGUCAUCUGGCCAGUCUGAGGGACCCGGUCCUUGAGUGUUAACGUGAUCGGUGCGUGGUCGGACCAUGUGAUAUCCCCGAUGGUAGUGUCUAGUAUCUUAAGGAGGGAAGUAGAUCUAACCAGGAACCUAUCUAUUCUGGAGUAGCUAUUGUGUACCGCCGUAUGGCAUGUGUAGUCAGAUUCAUUGGGGUGUGUCAUUCUCCAAGGGUCUACGUAAUCAUGUGUUGCUAGGAUAUCGCAUAUGUUGUGCGAUUGUGCGAGCCGUCUCCUAGAGGUGUUGGGUGCUAUUGUAUGUGAGGCAGAGGAGUUUUUAAUGCUAUCCAGAAGAAAGUUGGUGUCGCCUCCAAGUAUUACCUCCCCAAAGCUGUACAUAUUCAACAAGGCAAAUAUUCAGUGCAGAAACACUUCUUGGUUAUCAUUGGGCCCAUAUAUAUUCAUUAAUGUAAAGGGGUUGUUGUUAAGAUGGCACUGAAUGAUGAGAUAUCUACCUUUCUUAUCGCUGAUCUUGCGGACCAGCUCGAAGGUGAAGUUUCUACUUAUUAAAAUGGAGACUCCUCUUUUUUUUGUGGAGCAGCAGGAGUGGUGAUCAAUAGGGAACCAGGGGGAGUUAAAUAUGGGCCGUGAGCCUCAUUUAAAAUGGGUUUCCUGGAAGAAAGCUACCUGCGCCUUAUAUUUUUUGGCUUCUAAAAGUGCCAAUCGUCGUCUAUGGGGCGUGUUCAGCCCUUUGGCGUUGAGAGAAAGUACAGUGAUCGACAUCACUCCAGCUAUAGUUAGGUGGGUGGGAAUGUAUAUGGCUAUGCCGUACUACCCAGCCCCUUUUGUCACCUUACUUCGUCGAUAUCGUGGGUAGGGUUGGGAGGGGUGUGGUAGGGUAUCAACGUACAACAGUACAACUUGAACUAUAUACAAAACCCGUUAGCCGGGUGGCUUAACGCAGAGGUCUGCCGAUGGGUAAUGAAGUGGCUUACUAAGUAAGCCGUGUGGGGCGCUGUGGGCGCUGAUGGGAGGUACCUGUUACGAUUUUUCUAUUUUAUGUAUGUUUUUUUUUUUUUUUUGGGUUAGGUUACUCUGAAUUGCCGUCAACAACCGGACGUAACGCUAUACGUGUGCGUCACCCUGCUGGUACACCGUACAGGUGAUACUUCUUAACGGUACAAUUAGAUAUAGGAAAAGGGAAUAACAGUGCCAAUCAAUUAACGUAAACAAUAAAGCGGUUCGCCGCCUGUGUGGGCUCUCGGCUGUGAGACACAUUGCAAGUGAAGACAGCUACGAGGGUGCACCGGGGGGAGCCAAUCGUACAGUUCUUGUGUAGGAUACAUAUCUGUGUUCCAUCAGUGUUGUUCGGUAUCCUUGGGACUCGUGUGGUGAGGUGGAGUCGUCGUUGAGCCCGCCGCGUGCCAUGGGAUAGGUCGGUAGUCCCGGGGUUGCUUUCUGGGUGGUGAAGUUGCUGGCGAACGUGCGUUGUCAAGUCGAGCCAUUGGGAUGUUCCACUCUCUGAGCAGUUUUGCGCCGUCUCGUGGAGUAAAGAUUACUAAGUCCACUCCGUUCCGUUUUAGUAGUAUUUUCGUGGGAUAUCCCCAUUUGUACGGGAUAGCUGCAUUCCUGAGCGCUACGGUGAUAGGUGCAAAUGCUCGUCUCUUGGUCAUGGUUGCCGCGGACAGGUCAAUGAACAUUUUGACAUCAGCGAACGGCUUUGGCAAUGGUGGGUUGGUUCUGGAUGCCUGCAUUAGGCGGUCUUUGACCUCAAAGUAAUGUAUUCUUGUGAUUACAUCCCUCGGCGUAGUUGGGGGUAAGUGCUUCGGCAAUCUGUGAGUGCGAUCUAGACGCAGAUCUGAGGUCUCCAGUGCCGGAAUGAGCGCCUUAAACAUAUCCUUAACGAAUGUGGCCAGGUCUUGAGGGCCCACUGCUUCAGGGACACCUCGCAGUCGUAUGUUAUUCCUUCUAUCUCUGUCCUCGUUAUCUGCGAUUUUGCUUUCUAGAAAGUGUACUUUUCGCUGCAGUGUCGUGUGCGCUUCUGCCAGCUCGUUAUGAGCCUCUCUCAGCCCCUCCGUUGCCUCCUCCAAGUGUGCUGUUCUGUCCCCCAGGGCCUGAAUAUCCACCCGGACGUCCGCCGCUAUCUUGGAAAAGUCCGACCUGAGGUUGGUCUGGAGCGUCUGUAGCAUGCUACUCAACGAGGCAUCAGUGGCUAGAUGAGUGUUGGGGAUACCAGGGGGGUCUAGGCUUUUUCCACUCUCGCGGUCCGAGGCGGGAUAUUGCGCUCCGUCGGCGCCAUCUUGGUUACCGUUAUUCCCCAUCGUUAGGUGAGAGUGCAGUGUUUUCUGUUUCAGCUUCUUGGACGAUUUGGUAGUCAUGUCCUCCCCUGUGCCCUCGCCAGCUUGUGGGAAAGGUAUUGGGUGAGUAUCGCUGGCAUCCACGCUGUGUUAGCCCACGGAAUGGCGGAGCUCUCAGAUUAUGCGACUGCUUCCAUACGGAGUUAGGCCACGCCCCCCCACAUUAAACUAUUUUUUAGAAAUAGAAAGCAGAAAACUGGCAUGUGCAUUUGUAUUCACCCCUUUUGUUAUGAAGCCCAUAAAAAGCUCUGGUGCAACCAAUUACCUUCAGAAGUCACAUAAUUAGUGAAAUGAUGUCCGCCUGUGUGCAAUCUAAGUGUCACAUGAUCUGUCAUUACAUAUACACACCUUUUUUGAAAGGCCCCAGAGGCUGCAACACCUAAGCAAGAGACACCAUUAACCAAACACUGCCAUGAAGACCGAGGAACUCUCCAAACAAGUAAGGGACAAUGUUGUUGAGAAGUUCAAGUCAGGGUUCGGUUAUAAAAAAAUAUCCAAAUCUUUGAUGAUCCCCAGGAGAACCAUCAAAUCUAUCAUAACCAAGUGGAAAUAACAUGGCACAACAGCAAACCUAUCAAGAGACUGGCUGCUCACCAAAACUCACGGACCGGACAAGGAAGGCAUUAAUCAGAGAGGGAGCACAGAGACCUAAGGUAACCCUGGAGGAGCUGCAGAGUUCCACAGCAGAGACUGGAGUAUCUCUACAUAGGACGACGACAAGCCGUAUGCUCCAUAGAGUUGGGCUUUAUGGCAGAGUGGCCAGAAGAAAGCCAUUACUUUCAGCAAAAAACUAAAUGGCAUGUUUUAAGUUUGCAAAAAGGCAUGUGGGAGAGGAAUAGGCAAAAAUCCUAGUGGUAAGAUGUGGCAAGCUCGUAGACUUAUCCAAAGCGACUUGGAGCUGUGAUUGCAGCAAAAGGUGGCUCUACAAAGUAUUGACUUUAGGGGGGUGAAUAGUUAUGCACAUUGACUUUUUCUGUUAUUUUGUCCUAUUUGUUAUUUGCUUCACAAUUUAAAAAAAAAAAAAAAUCUUCAAGUUGUGGGCAUGUUCUGUAAAUUAAAUGGUGCAAUUCCUCAAACAAUCCAUGUUAAUUCCAGGUUGUGAGGCAACAAAACACGAAAAAUGUCAAGGGGGCUGAAUACUUUUGGGGCACUGUAUAUAGGUCCAACCGAUUCUGCAGCGCUUUACAAUAUUAUUAAAGGACCACUAUAGGCACCCAGACCACUUCAGCUUAAUGAAGUGGUCUGGGUGCCUGGUCCAGCUAGGUUUAACUCUUUUUUCUAUAAACAUAGCAUUUUUGUAUAAACAUAGCAUUCUAUAAACAGCUAUGUUUAUACUAGGGUUAAUCGAGCCUCUAGUGGCUGUCUCAUUGACAGCCGCUAGAGGCGCUUGCGUGCUUCUCACUGUGAAAAUCAUGUGAAUUGUGAAUGCUUUCCGAUGAGACUGGCUGAAUGCGCGCGCAUUCAGCGGAGUAGGAGGCGAGGAGGCGGAGAGCUCCCCGCCCGGCGCUGGAGAAAGAGGUACGUUUAACCCCUUCCACUCCCUAGAGCCCGGCAGGAGGGGGACUCUGAGGGUGGGGGGACCCUCAGGGCACUAUAGUGCCAGGAAAACAAGUAUGUUUUCCUGGCACUAUAGUGGUCCUUUAAGAAAACUUAAACAACAAAUGUAACAAACUAUGACAAGUUUUGACAGGAACAUUAUGUUAAGGACCCUGCUCAAACAAGCUUGCAUUGCUUACUGUGAGUCAUAACAAAGUAAUUUUUUACUUGUAAAUGGCAGGGAAUUUAUCAGUGAGACUGCAGGGACAUCAUUAAGCUAAAGUUAUUUGUGUUUAGAGAAUUCCAGUUUAAACUCCUUUAUUCCAGUUCAAGGACAGUCUCCUCACUCAACCUGGUCCCCAUCUGAUGAAGUUAUCACUGAUAACUCGUGUCCAAUUGAAAAGAAUUGGGACACACAGUGCAUGCAUGGCAUUUGCCAUGGUCUGCCAACAGUGCUUCUGUUCAAGAAAGUGAGCAGGAACUUAUUCUUUAUUCCUUCCUUCCUUCCUAGCUUUCUGGUUAACAGUCCAGAUGUUGUACAAGUGGAACUUUUAUAAACUAGUAUAGCUAACCCUUAAAGCAGCCCCGUUACCAAAAAAAAACCUCUUCUGUAUAGUUUAUUGAGUGUCUGAGUAUGUUUUUUUGAUUGCUGACGUUUUCAUAAAAUACACAAGGAAAAGUUAUUUUAUGUCUAGUGGUCAAAUUGACAUAAUGUAAAAAUAGAUGGGUCUUAAAGGGACACUAUAGUCAUCAAAACAACUUUAGCUUAAUGAAGCAGUGUGGGUGUAUAUUUCAUACCCCUGCAGUCUCACUGCUCAAUUCUCUGCCGUUCAGGACUUACAUUUCUUUGUUUAUGCAGCCCUGGUCACACCUCUGUACUUACACAGCCUUCCUAAACACUUCCUGUGAAGUCAUCUGAUGUUUACACUUCCUUUAUUACAAAUUUAGUUUAAUUUUGAAUUUCUUUCUCUUGCUCUGUGUAUAGCUUGCUAGACCCUACAGGAGCAGCUACCUGUAGGUAAUGAAAGUUUGAUGUACAGAACUUUUAAAGUUCGUUACAUUUGAUUGAAAAUUAAACCAUUUUUUUUUUCAUGCAGGCUGUGUCAGUUAUAGUCAGGGGAACUGUGGCUAGGGCUGUAUAAACAGAAACAAAAGUUAUUCAACUCCUAAAUGUCUGUGUAUAGAUCAUGCCACUACAGUCUCACUACUCAAUUCACUAACACUGCUUCAUUAAAAAAAAUUGUUUUGGUGACUUUAAUGUUCCUUUAAAGCAAGGUUCUAUUUAAUUUGCCGAUCAAAAUUAAUCACAAUCCAUAAGUAAAAUCAAUCCCACAUAAUGGCAACCUGCAGACCUCAUUGGCAGAGGAGAAUAAAAUGGCCACGCCCAAACAUUGAGAUCCGAUACAAAGCAGAAAAGAUGAUAAAUAUCAAUAAAGGCAAGUGGCAAGGAGGGAGGAAUAUAAUCAUAAACAUACAGCAGAUAAAAGGAAAGGAAAUACAAAAGAAUAACAAAAUUGCAGGGCUUAUUUUGGAGACUGGAGUGUCCUUUUUUAGAACUUGUUGUGGAGUCAAACUUUUUUCAUAGGAUAUCAUCCCACAAACUUUUAUUCUCAGGUUCCCAGACAGGUGAAAGUGGGAAAAUCCUUGAGAUUUUUGGAAUCCUCUUUAAACGCUCUCCAACAGAAGGUGAGUGAAUUAUUAAGGAAGUUAAACAUUUGUCUAAACAUGGCAUAACGAUCAUACAAGCAUUAGCAAUAACGUAAUUUACGUUUUCCUCCUAUUGCAGUUUGAUACUUCUCCUCCACCUUGUUGUAGUAAGAAAACUAAAGAUAAUGUUUCUCUCAAGAGUUUGAUUCAGAGGUUGCACAUCUCCAAGCCAGCUAACUAUGUCAUGAGCCUCCUUGGUUGCAAGUAUGUCAUUCUGUCUGUCUCGUGUGUGUGUGUGUGUGUGUGUGUGUGUGUGUUUUUUAUUUUUUUAUUUUUUUUUAUUCAUGCCCACCCGAAGUCAUCAUACUUUAACAAAGAAGUCUCUGUUUUAUUACUAGGUAUCCUAAGGACCUAGAAUCCUUCUCUCGUAGUGGUCUUGAGGGACCCUGGCAGCCCCAGCUUGCAGGUUGUAGAAUGAAACUUAAGCAGCCUGAGACAUGGGAGAGAGAACUGAGCCAGAAGGGGAACACAGGACCAGUAUGGGAAAUGUUACUGGGUGAGUGGCAGUUUGAAGACUUCAGUAGAAAGAAUAAGUUCAGAUAAAGGACAUGAUAUUUACAUUGUUUGUAAAUAAAAUUAAAAAAAAAACUCUGCAAAUGUUUAGCUAUUACCAUGCUCUUUCAUCUUUUAUACAGACAACAACCAGGUUCCCUUCAUGGCAUUACUAAGAAAUCUACGAAGCUUAAUCCGGGCAGGUAUCGGUGAUAAAUAUCAUAAGCAAGUGACAUCCCGCCUCUCCAACCAGGUAUCGGAGUCAAACAUAUUUUCUGACCGAUGUUCUUUUUGACAUGUCUUUUUCUCCUUGGCAAAUAUAAUCAGUUAUCAGAUAUGCUCUUGUCAUUGAGGAGCUACCUCAAAGGAAAAGCAUAAAAAUGACCAAGUGAAGAAUAAACUUCAUAGUAAUGCAUAAAAAAAUCUACCCUACCUACGGUACUACCAGUAAUAUUUUCUGAAAACGUUCUAUUACUUCAUGAGUAUCAAAAGCAUCUCUGUGUUACCUGCCUAGCCUGACUUGCACUCUGCAUCCUACCUUGCUUAGUAAACCUGUCAGCAGUACACAAAUCUCUCUUGUUGUGGGGUCCUCAAGGCUUCCAUCAAAAUCAUGCCUGAACAAGGAACCUUCCAAUCUCCCCCACUCAAUGAGUGUAAGUUAGUUCCUCUGGAUCCACAAUAUACCAAACAGCAGAAAAAUGCAGCUGGUGGAGGAGCACAGAAAGGUUAAUAUAGAAGAUUGGAAACCUCUUCUUUCACUUCAUGUCGGAGGUGAAAAAUUAGGCCAUAGCCAUUGUUUCAUCUUCUCCACCCAUUGUUGCUUUCGGACAAGGCAAAAGAUUUAUAGCUAUGGUCUAUUCCUGUAGCUAUGAAACAGUUGUGGUUUCCCAAGAGGCCCUUGUGAUAAUUAUCUUUCCACCCCUAAUAUUGCUGGAUAUAACCUGUACCCAAACCUAUUCAAAUCAGUAGGACUAGUCUACCUUCACUGUGAAAUCAUGCCAUAUCACAAUAAUGAUAAAUAUCAUUCUUCAUGAUGAUAAGAAGACCACAAAGCCAUUAACAUGAUUUUGGUGGUAGAGGAGGUAAUCAUAACUUUUUUUUUUUUUGGUAAAUCGGUUUCCUUCAGAAAGAUUUGAUGAAACUGUAUUCUGUGCUUACCUUGUAGAAUGCUGUGAUUAAGAGCCGUCAGUUCCCAUUCCGGUUCCUCUCUGCCUACAAAGUAAUUCAACAUUUAGAUCUUCAGAGAUGCAAAACAGGUAAAUCGUAUUAAUCUCUGUAUAUUAAUCAGGUAAGUAAAUGUAUUCUAUAUUUCUGUCUCCAAAUUUUAAUGCAUGUGUUAACUGAAGUUUCUAUUGUCUGCUCCUACCAGCCUCAUAUCUUUUUAGUGGGCAAUAAGUUAUGAUGGUUAGUGUUUCAUGAGGUCUUUUUUUUAAUUUAUUUUUUUAUGUGUUACAUUGAUCAUUUUCUUUCUGUUUUCACAGAAACGCCAUUCCCAUCUAACAAGACCCUCCUCGAACGCAUCAUUAGGAGGGAAGGAAAAUUUGAUGCCCAGCUGAGAGGGCGGCACUUUCUUAGACGUCAUCUAAGAGCUUUUCUUGCAGUUCCUGCUUUGUACCAAAUGCUAAAAAGAGAAAAAGAAGCAGUGAGGAAGGCCAGGUAUGGAGGGGCAAGAGGAGCUUUUCAGCAAAGAAAAUUGAGAGAAAGUAUGGAUAGUUAAAAACUGCUCAUUUCCCUUUUAAUUCAGAUCAUUGAAGCUGGAUAAGGAUGUCCUGCAGAGUUACAAAAAGGCUCUGGAAGAUGCUGUACAAAUUUCUGCUCAGCAUAACAUCCCACCCCUACCAGGGCGUACGGUUAUCUUUUUGUGUGCAAGUGACCCCAUGCAUGAAGAUUGCCAUGGAGCCAAAGAACUGAGCAUGCCGACUGAAGACACAGACAUUAUGGAUAGAUGUAAAAAUCCCACGGUGAGAAAAUCUACCUACAUUUCUGUUAACUGCUUACCAUCUGAAAACAUCUCUCAGGUUUAAGAACCUCUUACAUGGGUUCUCACCUUUUAAGUUAGUAUCUGUCUUCUAAAUCUAAAUGUGUUCUGUCUUCAGAGAUGUGAGAAGGCAAUAUAUUGAGCAUAGUCUUCCUUUUCCAAUAUGUUGAGCUCCUUUCAAAAGCUUUCAUACUAUUUAUCUGGAGCGGUGAGACACAUUUAAGCCCUUUUUUAGGUUUUAACUGCAUUGGGAUCUAUUUCAGUUGAACCCCACACAUUAUUAUAAACUCAUGGUCUAGGACAUACUAUUUUCUCUUUGUCUAUUCAAUAAGUAAUAAAGCAAUACAUAUUCUUAAACAAAUCAAUAGUUUAAUGAUUGAAAAUGAUAAUACACGUCUGUGGGAGAGGAUGAAUGAGUCUAACUUCAGCUGUCUAUAUGACUAUAUGACUGAACUAUAUGACUGAACAGACAUUCAAAAUGUUUUAGCCGCAAGGAAGAUGGUAAUUUCAACAUUUGUGGCAGGGUAAAAAAAAAUAAAGUAUAAAAUGAUUAAAAAAAAAAAAACAAUAUCACUCACAGUCAUUACUUAAUCACACAAGGAAAACAGAAUGCAACAACAGCAAAACAUAAGGCAAAUAUGAAUGUGUCUCUGUGUGUGUGUGUGUGUAAUGCACCAAAGCUCUAUAGAAGUGAUAAUCUUAAAGAAAAGCAAAUGUAUAUACCAACAGCUUUCCAGAAUAACAAUCUAUAGACUCUGUUCAGUUAUGAUUGGUUUAGGGAUUACCUUAGUUUAGAAAGGUAAUUAUAAAGAAACAUAAUUUUUUUUUUUUUUAUUGCAGUUUUAUUUCUUUGCUGCUGGGGAAUAGUGAAAAGAACCAAUAGAUAAUAUAAGCUUGGCUGUCAUAAUAUUCUAUGGCAAAUGCGGAGCAGUCACCUUGAAAAUGAUUAGGUCCUGAUCACUGCUUAAAUUUUAGCACUUGACCUUGAAGAACUGGGCUGGAGUGCAAGUCUGUGCACUGAAUGCAUUCUGAUUGGCUGCUCGAUUCCAUAUAAUGAAUAAUGCUAAAUUUAUAUAUUCCCCCCAAUCAAAUUAUAAAGCCACAUUAUAUUUUUGCCAGUGCAAAUGUGUAUUUUAUUUAGUAGUCACAGGCUUCCCAUGAUUUUUCUAGUUAUUGAUACCAUUAGGGUAUUCGUUGUAUUGAUUCUGGCAGUCUAAAAUGAGAAGUUGCCGAAUAAGCAUUUUUAAAGUGUUAAGCAUUUUAUAUCCUUUUGGUAAAAAAAAAAAAAGAUUCUUCACCAGUCUUACAAUUUAGUCUCGUGUAUCUACAGCUCCUGGAUGUGGGUCUACUGCUUGGUCUCAUGGUGAAAGGCAUUUCAGAGAGCUCUCAGUUAGUCUUGUAUAAUGAACAAUCCUUUUUCCUCGAUGAAACUUCUUCUAGCAAUCUUCUACAGAAUUUUAUCAGUCUCAAUGAUCAAGUUCCGGUAAGUCACUGGCAUGGCUAGUGUUAUUUGAGAGCUAUAUAUACAUAUAAACCUGCAUGUAAUUAAGUGAUAGAAUCAUUUUUUUACCCUGGUUUAUAGGAGUUUGCAACAUAUUUUAAAAAACAAUGAAUAAAGUGUGCAGGUGCUCUUAAAGAAAUUGAUGACUAAAGGCAUUUAAGCUACAACCAACCCAACAGAUACUCUUCCAAAAGAAAACUCACUUAAUGAACCAUAUAAACCAAAUAUAGGGAGGACCCCAUCAUGCACUAAAAUCCACUGUGAUAGUGUGUGAAACCUAAUAAAACAUGCAAAAAAAAGUACUAUAAACCUGAGAAAAAAAAAACACAAAAAAUUGUUAAUCUCCCCCCUCUUACAAUGGGGAGGCACCAGGGUGCUCCUGGCACAAUAACCCUUACAGUAUGCUAUAGUAGUUAUGGUGCAUUAUGUAUUCUUAAAUGGGAACUUUGCCAUCCAACUGUGCCAAAAAAUCUUAAUUUUUGUUUUACUUUUGUAAGUGAAAAUUGGGCUCUCUGAAUCUUGCUGAUCUGUCUAUGGCAUUGCUAAAGUCAUGACAAGUAACAUCUACUCAUGUCCCUUAGUAUGUCAGUUAAUUUAUCUCGUCCAAAACAUAAAUCAGACUGGAUUAAUAUGUUGAGCAAAGAUUCCAUGUAAUCUGUCACAAACCAUUAGUUAAAACAGUUUAGAAAUCCAGUGGUUGUAAUGUAGGCCACUGUUGAAAAAACAUGCCAAGUUCCAUAACCUCUAUAGCCUGCUGUAUUGGUUAUGGUGACAGGAGUGACCUGAUAUUGUUACUGUGUAAUGUUUCAAACCGUUUUAGAAAGAUUUGGCAAUUUACCUGGGUCCAACAGGGAGCAUUUGACCACAUAUACUGCUUACAGAUUCUCCUGCAAAAAAAUCUGGUUAGCUUUAUGGAGCCUAAUAAGCCCAUGGAGGAGGUGCUCAUUAGCUGAGAGCAGGGCUCAAAAUUGACAGAGGAAAAUGUAGCCCUGACGAGUAAAAUUCACAGCUAAUAAGUGUGUCAAGGGCCUUUCAGGCUUGCUGUGGCAGGUAUCUUUUUAAGGCCUGAAUAAGCCCUUGCUGAGAGUAUGAGUUGAGCACUCUCGGUCAAUGAGUGUGAUCAUGUAUCGGCCAUACCUAGCUCCAGAGAGACAUCUGGCUUCUCAUGCGGGAGACGACCUGAUGUGGUGCGGGCACAUGAGGGGCGUUGGUGCACUUCUGGCAUCAUAAUCACUACAUUGGGUCAGUGUUUUUGGUACUUGGAGUGUCUUUUUAAGAUUCUGAUAAACAAUGCUUUUUUUUUUUAAAACAAUUUAAAUGUAAAAAAUGUUUGCGCUGUAUAAAAUGUUCUCGUUUCUGAACUAUUGCUAUACUUUUAGGAAAAACUGCCAUGUGGAAUUAAUUUAUCAGUCGAAAAUGUAAAGCCACCAGUGAACUAUCUACUUGAACUUCUCUCAAAGCGAACUAAGGUAUAAGAGACCAUUUCCAAGAGUUUACACCUUUAUUUCAUACUCUAAUUAACAGGAUUAUUCACUAAAGUGAGUAUUCGAGGUCAAUUUUAACUUUAAGGCCCGCUACUCUUUCGGUUUGACUUCUCUGGCCCUGAAUUUGAAAUUCUCUUAGAAUUUACUUAGAAUUCUCACUUUAGUUUAUAACCCUAUAAGUGUUAAUAAAUGUUUUGAGAGGUCACUCGACCUACAGUUUUAUUUUUUAUUUUUGACAAGCCAUUGGAAUAUUAUGUAAAUGCUGGAAAAUGUAUACAUGAAAUUAUAAAUAUUUGAGUAUCGAGUCUCAGUGAGGAGAUGCAUUGCACUGGAAUGGAUACUUUGUUUAAAAACCUUCUAGUAUUUUAAAUUGGUAUGUGUCACCUCACAUCAUUACAUUACAAAGUAUUGCCUUGUGUAUUGCUGUGUAGGUGGAUACAUUUCUGGUGUUUGCACCCUCUCCACUUGAGGAAGAGUUCCGUACAGUGAUGCGCCAUUACCGCAGGGAAGUGAAUGCAGACUGUCUCUGUGUGACUGUGCUGCCUGCUGGUUAUAAAAGGUAGUUAUGCUUCCUGAUAUUCACACACCCACCUGUCUGUUUUUAGCAUAUUAAUUUAGGCGCUUGUGUUAAUUUUCAUAUAUUAUUCCAAACUAUUAUUUAUCUUAAUUUGUUUAUUUUUUUUUUAGUUUGUCCACCCUGGUAGUUAAAUGUUUUCUCUACAGGAAUGUACUCCAAAGUAAAACAGAAUUUAGCAAUGCAUACCCCUAAGAGCAACAAUUUCUUGCUAAACAUAAAAAGCUAAAUAUUUAGGUAUAUUUGUUCCUGUAUUGCACUACAUUGAAUAUAGCACUCCAUAAGAAUCCCACAAGUCAGCUAACCUAACUGUACAUACCUAUUUAAAUUUUCAGAUUAUGUAGGAUUUUGAAGGUGUUGUUCAAUUUAAAAAUAAUAUAAUUAUAUGCAAAUAAUCUAUUAGGUUUUCAUUAUUCAGUUUUUUCUUUUUUCUUUGUUGUUUGUAUGUGUUUUAAAAUGAUUGAAAGUUUCUUUUUAAAAAAUGUGUUGCUUAUUUUAAUGGCAAUAUCUGAAAGUCUGCUUCACUGCUUUCCUAUGGGAUUUUACUGACUCUGAAUGUCUGAUUGACAACCACUAGAGACAGUUUUAGUCCUGCAAUAUAAUUAUUGCAGUUUCCCAGAUAGGACUUAGCUUUAUAAAAGACCACUUCAAUGAGCUGAAGUGGUUGUUUUUUUUGGUUUUUUAAAAACAAAACUCUUCAGUCACACUCUAUUUGUAAUAAUACAUCUGGAUCAGGAUACUUCUAUCUCCUGGUGCUCCUCCUACCUCUCCCAACACUUUUUCUGUGUUUCUUUCUCUGGCUCUGCCUCUUCUCCCCAACCCCUCUCUGUUGGCGUUCUCCAAAGUUCUUUCCUUGGUCCCCCUACUGUUCUCUAUCUAUACUGCCUUCCUUGAUAAACUCAUCACCUCUUUUGGCUUGCAUUAUCAUUUAUAUGCAGAUGACACACAAAUCUACCUGUUCUAUCCUGAUCUCUCUCCACCCAUCUUGACUCGGAUCUCUGACUGCCUCUCCACAAUUUCCAACUCAAUGUCUUCUCACUUCCUUAAACUCAACCUGUCCAAAACAGAACUUCUGGUCUCUCCUCCCUCAAGUGUUGCUACUUCAGUGUCUCUUUCCCUCAAAGUCAACGGCGCCACCAUCACCUCUACCUCGCAAGCUUGUUGCGUAGGUGUUCUCUUUGACUCUGACCUCUCCUUCACCCCUCACGUCCUGUCGAUUGCCAAAUCCUGCCGCUUCCAUCUCAAAAACAUAGCUUGCAUCCGCCCCUAUUUAAGGGACUGGUCCAUGCCGAUGUUCUUUCUUGCCUUGACUACUGUAAUCCCCUUCUUCGUGGUCUUAUGUGCUCCCAGAUUGCACUGCUGCAAUCUAUAAUAAAUGCGGCAGCAAGGAUAAUUUUCCUGUCUGCCCACACCUCCCCCCUCUGUCAGUCCCUACAUUGGCUUCCAGUUAGAUAUAGGGCUCAAUUUAAGAUUCUGGUGCUUGCUUACAAAUCCCUACAUAGUGCUCCUCCAACCUAUCUACCCUCCCUAAUACACAAUUAUGUCCCGUCGAGGCCGCUGCGCUCUGCCAAAGACCUACGCCUAUCCUCUGUCUGUUCUCCCACAUCUGAUGCUCGCUUCCAAGACUUCUCCAGGGCUGCACCUUUUCUGUGGAAUUCCCUUCCCUUCUCCGUUAGACUUUCACCCAGUCUCCACUCCUACAAAAAAAUCUUUGAAAACACACUUCUUCCGGAAAAUAUAUAAUUUAAACUGUUGCCGCCCCAACGACUCCUCUCCUGCAACAGUCAAAAAUAACCUUCUUAAUAAGUUCAGUGAAUACUUUUCUAGCAACCAAUUUCAUUACCCCCACUUAUACUCUUUUUGUGUCACUAUAUCCCACUCCCUCUAGCAUGUAAGCUCCAUGAGCAGGGCCCUCAACCCCUCUGUUCCUGUGCGUCCAUUUGUCUGGUUACAAUUACGUGUCAGUUAGUCCACCCGUUGUACAGCGCUAUGGAAUUUGCUGGCGCUAUAUAAAUGAUAACAUAAUAAUGGUCAUCUACCAUCAUGCAGAUUAUCUGUUGUUCUUAUGCUGGGGAACUGUCUCUUCAUUUUUGAAAAAUCAUUAAUGAAGCCUCAUGCAUUAUUAAAGUUGUACCCUCCUUAAAAGAUACAGAUGGGAUUAGUGUAUAAUUCCAUGAACUGCUUCUUGGAGAAAUACAAAGGCUGUGGCAGGACAUUGAUUAAUAAAACCUUGUGUAAUGAGCACUAUUGUAUUUUUCCAUGGAUAAUAUAUUGAUUUGCUUUGUACUAACAUCGCAGAGUUUGGCUUUUCGGGUGUUUCUUGUAAUGCCAUGUAUCCGUAUAAAACUUUUCAAUAAAAUCUAAUUGGAAACAAAAAAGUUGUACACUGCAUGUAUUUCAUUAGAAAGCAAUAUGAACAGCUUUAAUGUGUUACUUCUUGGUUGGUGAGAGCUCACCGUAGAAGAUACAAUUGUGGAAAUCUGCAGGAAACACAAGACCUUCAAAGGUUGUUUUUGUUCUUUAAAAUAAGUUUUUGUUUUUUUUCAAGUCAUAAUGUACGCCUAUGUUCCAGUACCCAAGAAACUACUUUAAUGUGCAUGUCAUUUACACAAGAACGGCACAAUUUCUGCUAAAUGGAAAUAUGUCUCCAAACACAUCUCCUGUUAAUAUCUACUUCAAAAAACGUAUAGAUGUUUUGUCAAAAAGAUUGUGUCUUUAAAAUCAGUGGAAUUGAAUUAUUGACCCUAUGUAGGCAUAGGGCUAUCCUAGCUAUAAGAUAAGGCCAGGGACUAAUGAAAGUAUUUAGAAAAUUGAGCAGACUCGAUGGGCCGAAUGGUUCUUAUCUGCCGUCACAUUCUAUGUUUCUAUAUUUUUCAGGGAGGAUGACAUUGAAGAGUGCAAUGAUAUCACUCUCUGUGGUUUCACUGAACAGGUAUUGCGGUAAGUUGUGCUUUCACUGCUGUGUACCUCUUAGUAGUAGUGUCAAAAUAUAUAUUUUUUUUAAAGUUAAUUCACCAAACCAUGAGCUGGCAAGUUAGUUACAAAGUUUAGGGUGAACCCAUCUGCCAAACCAAAAUAAAGUAGAUGUUUAACCGCUUAAAAUCGGAGGGCGUACUAUUACGCACUAUUCUAAGUGGCUCUAAACACCGCAGGGCAUAAUAGUACGCCCUCCGUUUUUUUUUUUAACUUACCCGGUCGCCAGCGAUCGCGGUUGGGGAGACUCACCUGGGAUCCCAGGGAGUCCCCCACGGCGGAUCCUGCCUCCUCCGGCCCCCCCCGGCGGAUCCUGUCUCCUCCGCCCGGCCAUGUGAGAGUGAGGUCCUUGCGAGGACCUCACAAUAACAUGGCCGGGUUAGCUGGCUGCUGCAUUGCCAGCAGGGGGACUGCCUGUAAUGACAGUCCCCCUGCUGGCUGGAAAUCAAAUCAAAUUAAAUUAAAAUCAGUGUAAAAAAAAAUAAAAAAAUUAUAUACUUAGAUCAUAUAUAUAUAUAAUAUAUAUAUUCAAAUUACACGUAGACUGAUACUGAUUAAAUAUAUAAUUAUUGUUAUAUAUAUAUAUAUAAUCUAAAAAAAAUAUGUAAAUACGUUAAAUAAAAUUUAAAAAAUAAUUAAAAAUAAAUAAUUAAAAAAUAUAUAAAUGUUAUUUCGUUCUAACUGUAUUGUGAUAUUAAUAUAAUAUAUAUAUAUUUAUAUCAAAAUACACGUAGAACGAAAUAUAUAUAUAUAUAUAUAUAUAUAUAUAUAUAUAUAUAUAUAUAUAUAUAUAUAUAUAUAUAUAUAUAUAUAUAUAUAUAUAUAUUUCCCCAGGUCCCAGCACUCAAUGUUCCCGGUCUUUUCCAUGCUCCGGUGCAAGUAAUCUCUGACCAAUAUAUAGCAUCCAAGUAGAGAGCACUCUGGAGUCAGCGAAGUCUCCCGAGCAGAACAGUACCCCUCAUUUACAGGUUUUAUGGUGUUUUCAAAAGUUACAGCGUCAAAUAUAAGGCUUGUGUUUCAUUUUUUUCACAUUAAAAUUCGCCAGAUUGGUUACGUUGCCUUUGAGACCCUAUGGUAGCCCAAGAAUGAAAAUUACCCCUAUGAUGGCAUAACAUUUGCAAUAGUAGACAACCCAAGAUAUUGCAAAUGGGGUAUGUCCAGUCUUUUUUAGUAGCCACUUAGUCACAAACACUGACCAAAAUUGGCGUUUUUUUUGCAUUUUUCACACACAAACAAAUACUAACGCUAACUUUGGCCAGUGUUUGUGACCAAAUGGCUACUAAAAAAGACUGGACAUACCCCAUUUGCAAUAUCUUGGGUUGUCUACUAUUGCAAAUGGUAUGCCAUUAUGGGUGUAAAUUUUAUUCCUGGGCUACUAUACAGUCCCAAAGGCAACGUAACCAAUCUGGCGAAUUUCAAUUUCAAAUGUAACGUGCUAUAUUUGACCCUGUAACUUCCCCAAACGCCAUAAAACCUGUACAUAGGGGGUACUGUUUUACAUGUGAGACUUUGCUGAAUACAAAUAUGUGUAUUUUAUUGCAGUAAAAGCAAACAGUAUUAUGACAUUGACAGUUAAAAUGCCAUGUAGAACUAAAACAAAUAACAAAAUUUCUUAUUUUCUCCCAUUUUUUUCAUAUUAAAUUAUGUUUCAUAGCUGAAUAUUUGAUAUUAAAUGAAAGCCCUGUUUCCUUUAAAUAAAAUGAUAUAUAAUAAGAGUGGGUGCAUUUAAUAUGAAAGAGGUGAAUUAUGGUUGGACACACAUAUAGCGCAAAUGCCAGCUUUCGUUUACGUUUGGUUUUGUUCACAACGUGUACAUUUGGCUCAGUCCUUAAGGGGUUAAGUGAGUUACAGUUUUGUUUUGUUUUUUUAACACUCUUCUUCUGAUGUUAUUUUCUUAAAAAUUGCUCAAGCAUACAAAGUCAUUUUUAAUGUUAUUUUAGACUGUUCUAUCCCGGAGAGACAAAAGUUUUUUUACUUUCUAAAGAGACUAAUAUUUUAAAAGUAAACAUCAUUGCUUUAAAUAUUGCCAUUCAAUAUAUCUUAUAUUAUGGUGAGAAGUGUAAAGUGUUAGUUUUUGCAACUUGUAUAUACAUACUGCAACUGCGUAUCCUCUUUGUCUAGUUUUGUGUCGGAGCGUGGCACUGCGCGGCUCAUUGAUCACGUGGAAAAGGUAAAUGAAAGAUUUAAUGUUCCCGAAGACCCAGAUAGUGCAAGGAGAAAGCAGGUGUCUGCCCGGGAGAUAAUCACCAUGCCUGCAAAACAGAGGUAUUUUCAACCGUAGAUUAUUGGCUUUUUUGUGCAUUCAUUUAUAUUCUGCAGUCAGAUAUGCAGCAAUGAAAUUAUAAGGUUAAUAUUUAAUCUGGUGUUACAGUUGAAUACAGUUUAAUGUAGCAGAGAUUUCACUCCUGUAGCAUCUGCUAAUUUCCAUUUGGUAACAUAUAUUUGAUGAAAAUUGUUUUUGAGGAUCUAGGAUUAAAAUAGCAUAAGGUAGUUUUAUUUUUGUACCAUAAUUUAAUAGUUUUGAUCAUAUUGAGCUUUGCCCCAGAUACUUCUUGGAGCCUUCAGACAAUCAUCAUGUUCUGUGGGUGUCCUAAUAGGUCAAAUAGAACUUGUGUUAAUAAGCUGUUUAUAUGCAUUUAUUUCAUUAUAUAAUAUCAGUCUUAUUGUACACUGGAAUCAUUUGAUAGGAAGAAUUGAUGUCAGUGAGAUUAAUCUUGAAUAUUAUUUCAUCAUGAAGACAUUCGAAAAUUAUUGUUGUAUGCCUUGGUUUUGUUAAUUGAUUUGUUUGUCAUUGUAUGUGUCUCAGGUGGCGCAGCAUUCGUGUCUUUAUAUCUUCAACUUUCCGUGACAUGCAUGGUGAGCGAGACAUUUUGAUUGGCCGUGUGAUACCAGAGUUGCGUGUCCGAGCUGCACGUCACUUUCUGUCACUGGAGGAAGUUGACUUACGGUGGGGAAUUACUGAAGAGGAAGCAAAGAAAGACAGGUGAAAAAGCACAAAAAUGUUUAAACAGAAAGAUGCACAUUGAAGAUACAAUUUAGAGAGGAGUUGGUUAGAAAAUAUCACAUUGUACAUUUUUUUUUGCUUGUGAUAAUUGUCUGUUUGCAACUCAUGUUUACCUGUAUUCUCUGAAUUAGACAAUUGUCUCUGUGCCUCUCUGAAGUUUCUCGAAGCCAGAUAUUUAUCGGGAUCCUAGGCGAGCGAUAUGGGCAUACUCCUUCUGUGUAUUCUGUGCCACUCCUGCCUGACUUUCAAUGGGUAAAAACUAUACUAUUAUUAAUUGCCAAAAGAAUGUUUGCCAAAGUACAUCAAACAUGUUUAUUUCUUUAAAAUGCUUAGUUGUAUAUAAUGGUUUAUUUUGUAUUCUUAUUUAGGCUUCUACACCCAUCAUUUUUUUUGACCGGUGGAAAUUAUUAAUACUACUGACAAAUAAGUAAACGGGGCAAUACCCAUGAGCUGAGCUAGAUGCUAAAGCUCUUUAUACAAAAAAUUUAGCUAGGCCAUGCAAUUACAAUCUAAAGGUUAAAAUGGCAGUUGAGACCAGAUGUAGCAUGGGUAAUUUCAAGGUGAUGACCAGACUGUUAAUUGCAGCCACUGGUAAGUUGUGAAGCUGGAGAAGCAUGCUAUAAAGUAAGAAGGAGCCAGGGUGUGCAGGAGGAGGGACAGGUAGGUGAGUAGUGCAAAAAAAAAAAAGGAAUGGAAUGGUGCAAGAGAGGGGUUCGGUAAAGCAGAAAUAUGUUGCAUACAGUUGAAACAUUUGCCAACCAAACUUCUUUAGGUCUCUCCUGUAAGCCUUUACUAUUUAUUUUAACAAAAUUAAAAACCUUAUAAAAAAUAUUUUUCAAAAUACACUAAAGAAUAGCUAUGUACCAACACAGAGAUCCAUUUGUCCCCAUUGGGUCAUGAAGGUGCCUGAUAUAGCACUGAUAUAUUAUUGUUAUAAACCAAUUUGGACAUUCUCAUCCACCUUUGACUAUAACUUAAAUGUAAUUGGAACAUACGAAAUUAAUCCCUGCAUUCAAUCUCCAACAACUCCUGGGCAGAUGCAAUGACUAUAGUACACAACAGCUCCAAUACACACAAUAAAAAUCAAAGGAAACAUAUUUACAUUUUAGAUGAAAACUGCAAGCUGAACUGUUAGUGUGGGACUUCCCUUCAAGAUUUUGCCUUAACAUGGCAGCUGAGCUUACACUUUAAUGGCAAUUGGAGUGAUAAUCCAGUUAUUUAAAGGUGCGUAGGGAUUUGGGAUAGUGCGCAAGUACCCCUUUUCUUUCGUUUUUAAGCGUUAUUGGACUUUGUUAAAGUAUAAAGAUGAAUGUUCCACAGGACAAAAUAUUAACCACAUUACAUGGUUUGAAAUAUAACAACUGUUCAGGUUACAUUACAUAAUUAAGUCUAACAAAAUAUUGUAAUUGUCCAUUCUUCCUGUAGAUUCAGACUUACCCUCCAGGACGAUCCAUCACUGAGCUAGAGGCUAUGCAGUUCUUGAAUCACUGUGACCGCAAAAUAUCAAGUUACCCCAAGGCUCUCUUUUAUUUAAGGGAUCCUGGUAUACUUCGGUAUAUAACUUUUGUUUAUCUUUUGGUGUCCCUAGUAUCUGUUUGUGUUGGCAAUUGCGCUAUCCAUAUAACUCUGUUUGUGACCAUGUAUUGCUUUUCUUAUAACUUGCAUCCUUUUUUGCUGCUCAGGUCUGUGCCCAAAGAGUGGCUGUCAGAUUUUGCUCCUGAAAGUCAAGCUGCAGAAAUUCGUGUGGCUGACUUAAAGAACAGAGUGUGCAAACAUCCAGCCGCCAAGAGCUCUCGGUAAUCAUUUUAAUUUUAAAUGGUACAUUGGACAGUCAGCUAGAUCGUUUCAAAACCUCCUUUCCUUCCUCCUAGGUAUGAUUGUCAAUGGGGCGGCGAGCGAGAUGGGAAACCAUUUGUGACAGGGCUGGAAGAAUUCGAGGCUCAAGUGAUGGAAGAUAUUUGGCAAGUGAUUGAAAGGGACUUUAUCAGGGUAAGUAAUACUACAAAGUCUUCAAUUUUUGGAUCUUUUUUGUGUGCAGCAGUAAUGACUCUUGAUCCUUGUCAAAUUUUCUUGACAUCCUUUUGAAGUUGUCUCAACAGAUAUUAAUAUAAAACUAGGGAAACAUUUUUGUGUAUUCUCUAUACUUUUUCAUCUUAGGACACAUCUGAGGGAUACAUAUUUUAAAUACUUUUGUAUAGUAUGAGUGUGUGUUUUUUUUAUUUUAAAAAUUGUUUCUUUCCUUUUUUGUGUUAGGAGGAGACCGAUAGUUCUGGGGAGGAUGGAGAGCAGGAGGGCUUCCAGGAGUGGCAGGAACGACUCUUCUGUGCCAGGAAAAAGUUAGUGUUGAGUACACAAAACCAGAUAGUAGAGAAGACCUUGUCAUCUGCUUCAAAAGGACAAGUAUUCCUUGUGUGUGGAGAGCCAAGCCAAGGAAAGACGGUGUUCAUGGUAAGUUUUCGACAUAAUGUAGAGUACUAACAGAAGGGAAAAUGUGCCUACUUCGUGGAACUGGGAGAUCAAAUUUUAUUUAUUUAUUGAUUUAACAGUUCUGACAUAGUGCUUUUAUCCUGAGUGCUUUACAGUUUAUGCAAAAAUAGCUAUUAUGUGUGACAUGCUUUGUGCCAGUACAUUACUUUCGGGAGAGUUAUGAUCCGUUUUCAUACAGAUGGGCCUAGCCAUUAUUUAUAUAUUUAUAUAUAUAUAUUUAUUUAUUCAUAAAUAAACCUGAGUAUUGGGAAUAUAUCUUUUGAAAAAAACAGGGUUGUUCUGGAAUUGGCUAAAAUAUAUUGAGGCUGAGUAUGUUAUGGCUGAUAGCUAGUGCUAACUGGUUGAUUUUAGUUGUAAAAGGAUUCACAUCUUCCCGGCAGGCAGUCCUUGUGAAAGAACUGAGACUUGCAGCAUCCUCUUCAGUGAUUUAUCACUUUGCGGGAGCCACCCCUGAGGCACGGGGAGUGGAGAAUAUGCUGACACGUGUCUGUAAACAGCUGAGCUUGCAUCUGCAGAGGCCAAAUGAGAACAUCAUCUCCUACAGGUUAGUGGCCCUAAUGUGCUUAGAGCAAGUGGCUGGAAUUUAUUGAAGCUCUCUUAUUUAUGAUGUUGCAUAAACCUUCCUGUUAAUUAUACUGUAUAUGCAUUCUAAUUCUUAACGAACCACUAUAGGCACCUAGACCACUUCAGCUCAAUGAAGGGGUCUGGGUGCCAGGUCCUCCUAGUUUUAACCCUGCAGCUGUAAACAUAGCAGUUUCAUAGAAACUGCUAUGUUUACACUGCAGGGCUUAUCCCGCCUCCUUUUAUUUAUUUUCUUAAUUCAUGAUUAUGAGUAAACUAACAUUUUACCCGCAUAUCACAAGCUCUAUUGAAUCUUACACAUUGUUAUCAAUUACUGCAUGAUUCACUUCCACCUUUGAUUUUUCUGCUUGCAAUGCCCUAAUCAUGGCACUUCUGCUACUGAUCGAUCUUUUCUCUGACACACACAAAGAAUAGAUCGCUCUAGUUUCAACUGAAUUUUGUACAGCAUAUAAGGCAUUAACCAUUUCUUUGUAAUCUUCCACAAUCUAUACAGGGCACUUAGGGAUGAGUUCAACUAUCUCUUACUAUUAACCUCCCGGUCUCUGAGACGAAACCAAACAUUCACCCUGCUGAUUGAUGGUGCUGACUUGCUUUGUGGACGUGCAGGGGAUCUCAGUUCUGAUUGGAUCCCUGAGCAUUUGCCUACGGUAUAAAUAAUGAUAAUAAUUUAAAUUUUUCAUUCACCAUUGCUAGAGACUGAGUAUGUCUAAUGGUUUUGUGUGGGCUAAAAUAAUAAACAGAAUAAAAUACACUGAGCAAUUUAUUUAAAAAGGAUAACUCCUCAAAUGUCUCUCUGGCAUUGUUCUGUGUUUUAUAGAGGCUUUUGUCACCUUUUCCUAGUCUGCCCUUGAAUAGUGUAUUUUCACAAACUAUUUGAAUUGGAUGUUUUUUAGUAUAACAUGUACAUAUUUUUUUAAUGUAAUAAGUAUUGUUUUUUUUCCGCCUAAGCUGAGGCCAGUGCCGAUGACCGAUAUCGGAGGAAGGAGCGGUACCUGAGCCCUCUGUGAGCUGCCUCAAUAAGGAAAACGUCUUCGCUGUCAUUUGAAGCCUGUAUUUUAAUUCAUGGAUUUGGGAUUAGUCAGUUUAGCACAUGAUUGCCCUAGAACAGAUCACAUUGACUUUAGUAGGGUUUCAACUUUGAAUAUGCGCUUGAGAUGAACUAGGAAUUCUGAAAUAUACAAUUCUGUAUGCAAUUCUGAGGGCUUAGGCUAUAACCUUUUUUUUACAGCACAUUUGGGUGUCAAGGUGACAUAUAAAAAGCUAAUAUAUAUAUAUAUAAAUAAAUAAAAUCUGAGAGAGUUCUUAUUUACUGUACCUAAAUGUACCCUUACUAUGUGUAAAAUGUGCUUUAAAAUUCACACAUAUUAGCUGCAUAAGUGAAAUGUUAAUGUAGUUCUACCGUCAUUAUUGAAUAUAUACUUUAUUCCGCCAGAGGGUGAACCUGGUCCUGAGCAUGACCGAGGGAUCUUCCCUCUCUGGAUUCCUGCGCCGUCGGAAGGACACCGUGCUCAUCUCUUUAGGGAGUCUUGAACCUUCAGAUCGAGCAGAGUUAGUGAGACAGAGGCUAGCUGUGUAUGGGAAGAAACUGGAUGAGUCUUCCUUCAACAACCAGGUGUUAUGUGUUUGUCAGCCCUUCUGGUGUUUACAUCGUAUACAUGUCAAAGCUGCUGUUUCACUCAGUUCCACUAACAUUUUACAUCUUUAAAAACCAUGAAUUUGCUACAAAUAUACUUACUGGCUUUUGACAGAAGCCCAAUAGUGUAAGAUGUGUAUGCAUACUUCUCAACGCUUGGUUUGUGUGUGCACAAGCAUUUUACUCCAGUUGUAUUAUGUUCUGGCUGUGCUCUCUAUUCACUUUAUAUGGAUUGGCUCUAUCAUGUAUCACUAACACACUUGGUGAUCACCUUCUUUGUUUUGAAGAACCUCAACACUUUUCAUUGUUGUGCCUACAUGGACACUUACACCUCUUCUUCUGUUUAGAUGCGUCUACUUCUGAUUAAGAAGGGAACAAAAGACCCUUUGUACUUGACUAUGGCCUGUGAGGAGCUACGUACCAAUGCAAUCUUUGAGAAGGUCUGUGUAAAUGUUACUGCCUUAUAUGUGAAAAGUGUGUGUGUGUGUGUGUGUGUGUGUGUGUGUGUAUAUAUAUAUAUAUAUAUAUAUAUAUCAUUUUUUUAUUUUAUUUUUUUAGAUGCCCCUUACUCUCUCUAGAUUUUUUUCUUUUCUUUUACAGACACUUACUAUAUCAAACUUUUUGCUUUUUAAAAUACAUUCUAUCCUUUUCUGCUACAUAGCUCUCUGAUGAUAUACAAAAGUUGCCUGCUUCCCUUGCCCCACUUAUCCAGAGAAGACUUCAGAGUUUGGAGAAUGAACAUGGGACAACAAUGGUAACCAUAGCUCUGACUGCCAUCUGCCUCUCACGGAAAGGUAAAAGCAGCCAACUCCCCAUCUGGAUUUUUGCUUGAGUAUUCUGGCAUGUAAUUAAUUUGAACCUCACAGAUGCUAUACUAGGAAGUACUCAGGUGAUUCUUGAUACUGUUGUAGGAAUGCUAGAGCGAGAUCUUCUCCGGAUCCUGAGCUCUUUGAAGAAUCUGCACUCUGUAUAUGCUACAAGUUGGAAUAAGAUACUGACUGUGGCUACUCAAGCAGAAAACCUUCCAAUGACCACCUUUACACUACUCCUAAGGGGCUUAAGAAGGUAACAAGCUGUUCUUGGCUUGACUUGUACAAUUCUUCUUUUUAGUGUCAUAGUCCAUCACCUUCACAUUUAUCAUUUCUUUUAUUUCUUUCCAACGUGUCCAUUUUAACUAUUCAUUGGAAUGUGCCAGAAUACAAAGUAAUGGAAAUAAAGCAUGUGUCUGUCCAAAGACUGCAUUUAAAAUAUCUGUGCUCAGGGAAAGAGAAGUUACAGCUGGUGAUGUAGAAGUGUGUUUUUUUUUUUUUUUUUAAUAAACUGGUCGUUUAUUUCUUGGUUAAUCUAUUUGCUGUCAUAAACAUAUUAACAUCUCCGUGAAGGAGCUGACACAUAACUGUUGGAACAUUUGUAUUGUGAAAUACAUUCUUCAAUAGAGAGAUUUAAUUGUGUAACCACCAGACCAAUAGAAACCAAUACACUGACCCAAGUAAUAAGCCGUUUAUUGUGACCCAGGUAGCUGACAAAUGAAAUGAAUUCAUAGGGAUUAUAUUACCACUGCAUGACAAUUAAAUACCACAGAAUUAAAUGUAUACUGAUAUACUGAUUUAUUCCAACACUUCCUACACUAGAUAGUACUAUAAGAAUACAUUGACAAAAUACUUUAUUAUAAUAUUCAAUUGAUAAUAAUAUAAAAUAUUACCACUAUAUCUAGUACCAAAAUACUACACCUAAUAUUCUGUGAUAAGUCCUCAGUAGGCGCACUUUAAGAAUAACCUCUUAAGAGGACAUUAUAAGAACUAGAACCACUAUAGCUUAAUGUAAUAGUUCUGGGACAAAGAGUCUGUCUCUUAAGGCUGAGCAACGAAAACACUGCAUUUGCUAGUGGCUGUCGCUCCUGAAGAGAUUCAUCAAGUCAUGUUCCCUGUGGGGAAGCAUUGGACUUGCUGAGUUCAUUAGGAUUGUUAAUCAAAGGUAGCAGAGUGGGGGCGGCCGCAGCAAGACUGGUGCGCCGGGGGAAACAGGGUUUUGGUGGAUGGUGAUAAUAGUUUUUAUAACUCAAUACAUGUAUGACCUCUCCAUAUGUUCAAUAUGCAAUUUGAAAACAUAAUCUGCCCCUUGAAGUAGUAGGACAGUUUUCUUUCUUGCUCAUUCUCUUGAUCAUUCACUUUCUUCUUCAUUUUGUAGUGUACUUGGCCUUUGGACUUCUGAUUCUAGACUACACCUUCCAAGCGGCUUAAUUAGAGAUGUUGUGGAGAAACGCUAUCUGGCAAAAUCAGAGGUUAUCAGGGCUGUGCACCUUCUCAUUGCCGGUAAUGUCUCAUGAAAAAUCAUUUGUUUUCUACAAUUAUUGGGUACCCUAAAAAUAAAGUUUUGUUAUAUAUUAGCCAAUACAAACUGUGUAUCCUAAUUCUAAUCGGAAAUUUCCCACUGGAUAUUUUUUUUUUUUUUUUUUUAGCACACCUGUGGACGGUUUGCUUUCCUGCAGACCCACAAUCCUCUCCUUUACCUCCAGCUGAGUGCUUGAGUGAACUGUCCCAUCAUUUGGUAUGUUUAUUUAUUUAUCUGAUUCUGCGUAUUUAAGAAAAAUGUAAACGCAAAAUAAAAAGGGAUUCCAUUUAUAAUAUUUAAAUGUAAGAAAUGAUUUGACCAGGAAAGGUAAAUUAAGCUUGUCACUAUUAUUAUUUCCAUUAUGUACUUUGGUCUAGAUUAUAUUAUCUGUAAUGGAUAUGUUUUAUUGACCUCUGCACUAAUCAAACAUGUGAUUCUAAGAUAUCACAGCUGGAGCUCUUCUAUUUGACCAAUAAGAAAACUCAUCCAGUACAUCACAUUUGGAUGAACAAAUAAUUUUUACAGUUUUAAUGCAGUUAUUAUUGUUUUAUUUUUUAAUUUUUUUUCUGCUGUGCAUAUCAUCAUUAUAUAUAUGCUUGUCAUGCCCCAAAAGCAAUUGACGAGCGAAGAGCAUACCAUGCAUUGAAACAUAUUUGGGACAUUCAGAUAAAACGUGCACUUUUUUAACCCCUUAUGGACCAAACUUCUGGAAUAAAAGGGAAUCAUGACAUGUCACACAUGUCAUGUGUCCUUAAUUGGUUAAUAUAACAAGAGUUAACCAUUGCUAGUUAAGAUGAGUAACAGUCUGCCUAUAACUAUAGUGCGAAAUUAUUAUUAGAGUAUUACUGAGGCAUCAUUUGUAUCAGAACAAUUGGUACAAAAACAAUGUAUUAGUUGUUAUAACAAGCUAGUGCGUUAUGAUUAUUUAAUUGUGGAGUGUUGAAAUGCAAGCUAAUCUAGUGUUCCUUAAAGGGACACUGUAGUCACUAUAACCACUUUGUCUCUUUGAAUUGGUUAUAGUUGCUGGAGUGGCCUGGCACUGUCCCUCCAUUCAGUGUUGCACCAUGUUUGUGCAGUAAACCACAAAAUUAGAGUCCCAGGCCACCCACAGUCCGGCCCCUUCUGUAUGUGUAGCUAAGGCAGAGAUUACACACUUCCUUGUUGUCAUACCCAUUCAUACCAUCAGUUGGAGCUCUGACAGGUUAAAAGCAGUCAGCUGACACACUCAGCCAAUCACAGCUGCCCAUUGCCUCUCAGGGUAAUACUUCCUUAUUAGCCAAAGCAGCACAGAGGGGAUAGACUGCCGUGGACUCUUGUUUAGCAUUAAAACAUUACAACAUUAAAAACUGUUUAAUGCUGAAAGAAAUGAUGGUACCAGGGGACUCCAGACACUAUGAUCAGUUUAAUGAGAUGAAGCAGAUACAGUGCCUACAGUGUCCCUUUAAAUAAUUGUAUCUCAAUCUCUAAAUUGAACUUUAAUCACAUACAGGAGGCUCUUGCAGGGUCUAGCAAGCUAUUAACAUAGCAGGGGCAAUGUUAACAGAACUUGCAAUAAAGAAAGCCUAAAUAGGGCUCUCUUUACAGGAAUUGUUUAUGGAAGGCUGUGCAAGUCACAUGCAGGGAGGUGUGACUAGGGUUCAUAAACAAAGGGAUUUAACUCCUAAAUGGCAGAGGAUUGAGCAGUGCGGCUGCAGGGGGCAUGUUCUAUACACCAAAACUGCUUCAUUAAGCUAAAGUUGUUCAGGUGACUAUAGUGUCCCUUUAAAAAGGGUUUAAAUACGCUGAAAUCUAGUAGCGAGCGUCUACUAUGUAUAUACCACUAGUAAAACCUGUGAGGGCAAUUAAAUACGUUAGGCGAUGUCAGGGCUCUUGCUAGAAAUAAAAAUAAAUGUUGAAGCGUUUUUAGAGAGUACGUUAGAGUACAUUAAACAGGCCCAGGAGUCCUUGGAACGCAUCCUCUAGGGCUUAGGCAUCAGAUAAUAGUUUCGGAUAAUCCUUCGGGUUAGCAGGCUGUCUGCGUUUGGUGUGCAAGCAGUUUCAUUUGCAGAGGCACUUCACCCCCCAUCUGGGCACUGCUCGGAGGUAGCAAAUGAGUCCCUCAGAGGGGGCUCUGCUGCGUCCGCUGUAUGAGGUACCUCGUGGCUACCGUCCCUUUUCGGUGCUUGCGAUGCCUGAAAUAUGGUAACGGGCAGAGGUGGCAGCACGUUGAGGGCGGGGAAAUUGCUCCCUCCAGCCCCAGGCCUGUGUAGAGGCAGACAUCUCAGGUCCACGGACCCGGAAACCUUGGUGGGCCGGGUCGGGAGUGGCGGGGGGCUCCGAUGUUGUGCCGCCGCCUGAGGCGGGGCGCCCUCCGUCGGUGUGGGCGAUGUCUCAGGGUCAUGCCCCUGAUGGUCCUCAGCCCAGGUAGGCCAGUAGUAGGAGAUACGGGUGUAUGGGUGUUCGUUAGGCCCAAGGGAGUACCUCACGCCCCCGGCUCUCGUCCCUCCGUUUGUCCAUCAGUUCUUGAGGUGGCGACCGGGCUCUCUGGUUUUACAGGGCAUCCCAAAAGGGCUGGAAGUGCUCGUCGAGCCUCUGCAGGAGUCGCUCUAUGGGGCACAGAAUGGUUGUGACAGGCUGCUGCUUGUUGCGGUACAGUUGAUUGCCCUGGUUCCAUUUUCGGCCCUGCACCUUAAUGGCCCUGUCAUCCGCCAUCUUGUGUGUGGUUGUCCCUGAUCAGGCGUUAGGCUCUUAGAGUUGGGGCAAUUAAACAGGUCUGUUCAGUGGGGACCGGGAUAACCCCCGCCGGUCCGGGGGGGUGGAGAGUAGGAGAUUUGCCGUGCAGGUUGGUCGGAGUAAGGAAGUCGGCCGCCCUUCCCCGACUCAUGCGUUUGUAGGCCUCAGACUGCCGCUGCGGGUUCUGGUGGCCAGGGUCCCGUGAGAGGUCUCAAAGGAAUCAGUGGGUUACCCCCUAGGUACGUAUCUACUCGGCUUGAGGCUCCCGGGUCGGAAUCCCGUGAUAUCACCAGGGAUUCAGUGGCUACGGCAGGAGCCCAUACAAAACACGUCCGUUUAGUUCAGGAGUUAGGCUCCGCCCCCAGUUUUAAUGCAGUUAUUAUGGUGUAAUGUAUUUAUUUUUUCAUUAGAUAUUUUAAUAAGUGCCAUACACCAUGUAACUAAUUACUUCACCCUCCCAAUGUUGUAACAUUGGAAUUUAGAUUGUGCCCCAUUUACUUCCUACUGUGCCUGAAAUCUCUAGCUCCUGUGCAAAGUGUGUGCUGAACAUACUAACAUUUGGGAUCCAUUCAUUGGGUAAAAUCUUUGUAUUAACGCAUGUAUUACAUUUAUUGUUGAUAUAAAGGAACUACAGAGUUUGUAAUACUACUCGCAUGUAUUAUAUAGGUACUAGACUCUGAUUUUAUUAGUGAAACCUGCUGUAAUACAUGCUAUUUAUGUCAGUGCUUUUCUCUUCCUAGCUGUGCAGUCGGCAGUUACAAAUCCUGGGAGAACUGCUCUUGACCCUUCCAUUCUUGCAAACACACGCAACAUUGGGCUUACUCCCACAUCUGUGUCAGGUGUACUGUCGCUAUGGUGAGUGCAUGAGUUAUAUUUAUAAAACUAUAACUUUCCUUUUUCCAAUUAUCUUUUUUUUUUCUUGGUAAGAAAUAAUGGAAGAUUCGUUGCUAGCCCAUUUUAAUUUUAUUGAUUCUUUAACGUUCCUUUUGCUGUUCCAGUUGAAGCUGUGUCUUCCAACCAGGACCUGAAGGAGUUUGGUGGCAAGCAGCAAGAUUUGCAUAUGGUGGUAUCAUCUGUGGAGGAGCUUAGAGAGUUCAUUCAGCGCUCCCUACCUAUUCUUUCACAGAAUCCUUCAAUAUUUUACCAACUGGCUUUGAAUGAACCUUGCUGCUCCAUAGUAUGUGUUGAAGCUCAAAAGAUCAUGAGUGCUAGAAAUGAUACAGAUGAUCAGAGACUCGUAUUGUGGAUUAACAAACCUCAAUCGGUUAAUGUCUGUUCCAGGUCAGUGUUCUGAUGGUGGAAGGGAGGAUUGGUUUCUUUUUUUCUUCUUCUUUUUUUUUUUUUCUUCUCCCUACCUAGAAAUGUUGGUCAGUCUUACAUGUAAAUAAUUUUAUACCCACAGCAAAUCAUUGGAGGUCCCUUCUUCUCCCAGUUGUGCUGUGUUGGGCUCAGAGGGUAGAAUGGCCGUGGUAGGCACUAGUGAUGGCUCACUAUACAUCUUUGAUACACAGAGUGGGGAGGUGAGUUGAGCUCUCAGUUUGUUUAGUAAUAUUUAUUUAUUUAUUUAUAAAAUAUUUUACCAGGAAAGAUACAUUGAGAUUUAUCUUGUUUUCAAGUAUGUCCUGGGUCCACAAAUUAUUGCAUUGUUACAUUAGGGUACAAUAAGAUACAAAAACAAUAUUAAUACACAAUAAAUACAAAAUUUAACAUAGAACAGGUUGGAAAUAUAUAAUCAACCAUGACAGGUGCAUUCUGUUAGUAAUAGGGCAUCAUAUGUUGCUCUUUGGUUUUGGAAUAUAUCCUAAUUUGGUUCAAGUGACACUGGGUCAUUGUUCCUCUUUACUUGAAAUCAUAAAUAAUUAUUUUAACAUGUAGCCUAAUGGGUAUUUAUAAUUUGAAGAUGACUUGGUUCUGUACUUUGACAGGAUUUGAAAAUACUACAAAGUGGCUGUGAUGGAGUAGCUGCUUGCUCAUUUAUUUCCUCUGACACUCUCUGUGUAACUUCAUAUGAUGGAAUAAUGGAGAUCUGGAACAUCAAAGAUGGCUGCAGGUAACAACAGAGCAAUAUGCAAAUGUAAUCUUUGAUCACUAUAUUGUGAAUAAGAAUAUCACUUUUGUUUGAAAUGAAAUUGAAAUGGGAUUUGUUUCGGAAGACAUAAAGAUUCCUUUCCACAAUUCAGCUAAAGAUUUUUUUUUACUUUACUACUUGAAAAGUCAAAUAUCACAUGUGGAAUAAAAGCCAUAGUGAUAUUCUGUUGUCCUGUCCAGUUUACAGCUGGCGUGCUUACUUUUAUAAAAUCACUUUUAUUAAGUGGUAAACACUCUUAACUCCUAAAGCAUCUCUGCUCAGGAAGUGCUUUAAGAAUGUGGAGUGUUCUUUGAAAUAUUAUGCAAUAAGUCUCUUUCCUAUCUAACCAUCACCUGAUUAUUUUUCAGACAGCCCAAGGCAACAGGUGGCUGUUAAUGAGCUUGCAAAGUGUUUGUGUGCAGACUUGUGUGUACUUGGCAUUUUGAGACAGAGCAUGUCUGGACAUAGUUAUUUUGGUGGAAUUGUACUGAUGUUGGAAAGGAAGCAUCUUUUGACUGAUGGUCUUUUGUUGAUUUAAUACACAAGUAAUAAUUUAAUACAAGUCAGGAUGGGAGAUGGGCAGUUUAUUACUCAUGCAUGUGGCUAAAUAUUGCUGCUAUUAGUUUGUUUACACUGUAUAUAAUAAUUGUCCUCAGAAUGUAUAGAACUGAAGCUCACAGGCGGCAGGUCACUGGUUGCCGUGCUACAGCUGAUCGUAGGCAGAUUCUCACUUGUUCUUUGGACUGCCAGCUUAAGGUUUGUUCUUUUUAUAUUCCAGUAUGUGGCCUGUAUUGCCUCUUAACACUCCUGUGCACUGGCCCUUUCACAGUCCUAUACACAAUGAACCUCUUCUCUUCCUGUCCAUGUUACAAUAAUUUCCAAUCACUCCAUGUUUCUUUUAUUUUUAUUUUUUUCUCAGCUUUGGGAGACUAGCCGUGGUUCCCAUUUAGGCUCAACAUCUUUUCCAAGUCCCUUGAAUUGUGUUGAAUUUCAUCCACGUGAACAUGUGGUUGCAGUGGGAUCCUGGGAUGGGAAGAUAACAAUGGUUCAUCUGGGCACCUGGAAGAGAAAUGCUGUAAGACUGUAAGCUACUGAACAACAGUUUUCAUUUUUUUUCUGUGAUAUCUUACUUUUACACUUCACUCUCCAUAGAUCAUUGGUGGAGGCUCCUCAGUGAGAGCCAUCUCUUUCUCUCUGGAGGGCAAUAUGGUGAUUUCAGGGAGUCUUGAUGGCUGUGUUUCGCUUUGGGCCUGGGAGGCUAAUGUCCAACUUGCUCACUUCAGUGCCCAUAAUGGAUCAACAAUGACUACCAGCUUAUUGAGACAGGGAGAAAAUCUACUAACAGGUGGAGAGGAUGGCAAGGUAAGGCCAUGUUAUCAGGGACAAAACCAUGUUGGAAGUGCAAAUGAUGUGACUUAACCUCUGGGAAAGGAUUGGGUAUAAUUAUGUUUCUUCUGUAGGUACAAGUUUGGUCAGGUGGUCUUGGGAAGCUGAAAGGUCAAGUUUGUAUGGAGAGCACACAGUCCCCAGCACUAUGUCUUGGGAUCUCACCUAAUAAACAACUGCUGGCUGUUGGCUAUCACUCAGAUUCAGUGUUUGUCUAUAAUGUGGAUUCUGGUGAGAUAUCUGAAUGGGGUAGAUAUUGCAUUUCUGAUGUUUGUACGAUGCAUUGUUUUGUAUGACUAGGUCACUGCUGAUCAGUAAAAAUAAAUUCUCUACAGUGAGAGUCUCCCAGCUUCACACAAAUUUAUUCUUAAAACUGUGACUUUUUUGAAUUAGAUUAGAUAACUUGGAGACUCUUUUUAGGGGCAUAUGUUUUGCCAUUGUGAUGUCCUCUCCAGUAAUAAUGACUAAACACUUUUUUUUUUUAGGAUUUUUUUUUUUGUGAUACCAAGUCACUAGUGCCGUCUACAUCGCAGGGUAGAAAUGACUGCAUAUAUUAAAGAGGGUGUAACUUUUCUCACCUUUAAUGUGAUGUCUUAAGUUAUUACCUGCAAUUUCUGAGCUUGUGACCCUCAUUCUCAUUCUUCCUUGGGUGACUUAUAGUUAACAUUUCCCAGCUAGUAUGAAAUUAUGGAUAAAUAAUUGAAGAGGAAUAAUUUGUAUAAGCUAUGUUAGAAUGAAAGACCGCAUUAAAGGGACACUCCUAGUGCAACAAUUGCUACAUGUUAUUGUAAAUGUUUUUAUUUAUUUGUGGAAUCAUUCUACACUGAGCAUGGUACAGAUUAUUAAAAUUAUUUAAUUUUGCAUACAUUAUUUUAAUUCUUUGUGUGUGUGUGUGUGUAUAUAUGUAUAUAAAUCUGUGUAUAUAUAUAUUAUAAACACACUUCUUUUAUAUGUUGUCGUUACUGGUUAUAGUUUAACAUCUCUUUACUUCUGGCAGGUGACCGUGUAUCACUAUGCAGUUUCACAGAUGUGGCAGUAAGAACUCUCCUAUGGCUCUCGGACAGUGUGCUGGUCACUGGGAGUUCUGAUAAUUUGGUGCGAAUAUGGAAUGUCACACCUGGAGCUUCUGUCUGUCAACUGACACUUCAUGGACAUCAGCGCCCUGUGCAAGCACUUGCUAUAUCUUCUCAACUUUUGGCAUCUGCAUCUGGUGAGUAUUUGUAGUCACCCAUGGUCUAUAAUAAGUUUUAGUUGUUUGUUUCUUUCUAGAGUUUGAAUGUAUAUAGCUACCUCAUCACAGGAUAUUAGGGCUCUUCUUUUCAUAAAACAGAGAUUUUCCAUUGAAUAAUUAUAUGCUGUGGCACCAGAGCCCUUUUAGAUAUGCUGAGGUUUAAGAUUUUUUUCUGGAAAGUUUGCAUCUGUAUUAAAAACAGCAGCACACAAUAAUCCUAUAUUUUAACUGAGACUACACCCUAUUGAAGCUAUAAAUACCCUAUGUGUCUGACCAGGUACAGUCUAUUGAAGUGGUACUAUGAAAGUGCUAAUGUGAGUUUUAAAAUUGACUAGUAUAGUUCCAUGUUCUAACAAGUCUCAUUGUAUGUCACACUUUAGACGAUGUUUCUGUCUGCUUGUGGACAUUGGAAAAUCUGCUUGGAGUUGCCUUGCCUUCUGCCCCAGUUUCUGUCCUACGAGGCCACACAGCCGGAGUUACAUGCUGCUCUUUCAGCCAGGAUGGAAGACUUUUAGCAACAGGAGGGAAGGACCGGGUAAGGGAAGAUUAAGAGUUAAAAUAAUAUUAGAAAAAGUGGAACGGCAAAAAAUUGCCUGACCAGUAAUUGCAUUUCCAACCAGUUUAGUAGAUUAUGAAGGGUGGAGAAUGAUAAAGAUGUGGACGGAUUAUUGGGUUAUUUUCAGGAAUAUGUGUUUUAAUUUUCAGGGAGAAUCAGGGCUAGAAAUAAACUGGAUCAAAGUAUAAUGAUAGGAUCUAAAGGUUGAAGGUACAAGUUAAAAAUGGUGAUGAUUUACAGGCUGGUGAAGAAGAAAUACAUUUAGUUUUAAAUCAAUGGAAUAAAAAUAAUAGUUGCAAGAGCUAAGGAUGCAUGUCCAUUACAUUUAAAUCUUAGGCCUGAUAGCUCAACUGGCAACAUUUCUCAAAUCUGCUAUUCCAGUUCAAGAGAAAAGUUACAAUUUCCUUUUUAAUUCUCAUCAGUUUAGUGAAUAACCCUAAAUGUUAAUAGACAGAUAUAGUUAUUUCAUUAUGUGACUGAUCUUCCUCUCUUUCAGUCUGUGUUUUGUUGGGAUGUCUCUCUAAGCCCACCUGCUAUUGUACACUCUCUGCUGUCAUGCCACAGGGACUGGGUAUCUGACUGUGCAUGGACUGAGGAUAAUAAACUGGUGAGACAUGACUACUUGUAUACAUGAUCCUAUUGUUAUCCUAAACCAUGAACAAAGGUGGAGAACACAAGUAUGUCUCCACCUUGAAUUUAUUAUUACUGAACAAAACAAAUGCAUCUAUGCAUAGUGCCUGCAUAUAUUUACAUGUGUGCACCACUGUGUGUUAGUGUACCAUAACAGUGACUGUACACUUAGCAAAUGAAUGGUAGUUGAAUACAUUCAUAUACAUUACAAAAGCUUUCUUUCUAAGUCCACUUCCUACACCAUAACACCUCUAAAACAUUUGGUAUUUCUUAAUUUGAACUUGAAAUCACAAUGGGUGCAACUAUUGGGCUUUACGAUUAUAUUGUUUUAGCAAUAUAGUGCAUUCUAAUGUCGGCAAUCCUUAUUUGAACACUAAGGGUCUGAUUUGCACUAAUGCAUAUCAGGUCAUUUGUUGUGGUGAACGAAGAGGGUAUGGAUAUUGGUCAUUCCCGGUUUCAACCGUGCCCCAUUUAUAUUUAGUCUUCUUAAAUAAUGUAGCAUGGUUGGAGACAAAAUACUGGUUCUUAUGGGCAAAAUGACUCGGCAGUACUGGAUAGCCUUAUUCUGAUUUCAAGACUCAUGUUAGUUCAUAUAUAGCCAUCAUAGCAGUCACCUUUGUGAAGGUGUGGUCUGCCUCUUACUACAUGGAACUGUGAUUCAGAGAGUAGAUGUGUAUGUAGUAGGAACAGCUUCCUGGGAAAAUUUGCCAUUUACAUGCCAGUUUAAUAAGCCAAUUAAAAAACCUAUGCCGCAGUGCCCCAGCUCCCUUUAUUGUUAAGCAAUGCUUUCAUAUGUUUUUAUCUAAACGGUUUCCAGGACAAUCAUUUUUUGGUUUGACAUAACAGAACACUAAACUGUUAGGAAUACAAAACUGUAUUAUUUUUUUUUUUUACAGUGUACUGUUUAAUACACUGCAGGGUUAAGCGGACAGGUUGGUUUUGGAUUUCGUUAGUGGAAGUGAAAUUGUCUAGAUUUCGUUUUUAUUGUAAAAAUAUUAGACCUCCCCAAAAAAUUAAUUGCCCUUUUAAAGAGUUAACUUUAUAAAUGUUUAUUAUUGUUACUAAGAAAGAAAAUCUUACAACUUUUUUUUAAUUCUCUAAAUUUUCAGAAAAAAAGUGGGAGAGUACAAAACUGCAUAGAUAUUGCCCAACAAUAAUAAGAACAUCACUUAAGAUAGUGAUUGCAUUCUUUGUACAAGUAAAUGCAUGGAUACAUUCACCAUGGCAAUGCAUUCAUAUGAAGGAAAUGAGACAAUGUGGUAAUACAGAUGUAUACAGUUGGACAUAUAUGGGUUGCUGCCCAAUCAAAACCAAAAAGUUCAGAGUUUGUAGUGGGGUUCCCUUUCCUCUUGCUCAUCCUUUGAUCUGCAGCAACGGUCAAGAGUUUCCAAGGAGCCUGUGAAUGCGUAGCUUCCCAAGCUCCAUUGUUCCUUCUUGUCUGUUGUAUUUCCUAUGCAGGAAGAGAACUAAACUAUAUCUAUGUUUAAAACCAUAACUUUCAAAGUGGGGAUUAAGAGAGAGAAUGAGAGGGAGAGGGAGGGAAAAAAAAGUAAGGGAGAUGUUAUGCUGUAGCAAGGAAGGAGUUCAAAAGAAGAAAACGAUCAGAGUAAGUUGUGGAGCCAAGGUGUGAUCCGACUAAGAGUAGAUAAAAAGGAUAUAGAAGUCCGUUCAGGUUUGCUUAUAGAUUGAUUUCAUUAUUGUUCUCGGGGUUCACAGCUCUUUUUUUGUUUUUUAAUGAUAAAUACAUUGAACUGCAAAACGUGCACAUGAACAAAGAAGCAUUUUCUUAUUGAUAGCAGGUAACAAGCCCUUCCUUCUCUACUUGUAGGUAUCAUGCUCGGGAGAUGGCUCCUUGUGUCUCUGGAAUGUCACUCUGCAGGAAUGCCUUUUGCAGUUUGCAGGACAUCAUAGUGCAAUCAGUAGUGCUAUUUGCGUGGUAUGUACUUAUAUUCCAUUUGAAAAUUCACAUCUCUGAAUAGUCACAGAAAUAGAUGUCUGCUUUGUAAUGCUGUUACAGGGAGAACGUGUACUGACAUCAGGUAGGGAUGGAUGCCUGAAGGUUUGGAAUAUGUCAGGCGUUGAGAUUGCCAGCAUUCAAGCUCACCAUGACCAAAUAAAUCAGAUAAUUGCGUACUGGGAUUCAGAAGAAAGCCAAGGUAAUUGCAUGUGGCAAAGAUGUCAAUACAUUAUAUUCUGCACAUACGCUUUUGAGUAUCUAAUCUGAAGCAUUUAUUAAUAUCUACAUAAAUUAGACAGAGACACCUACAGUUAGUGCCUUAGUCUGACAGUAUUGUUUUAUGAAGAUAGAGUUCAGGGUCAGUAUAUUAUCUAUUUAGCAGUCUAAAUAUGAAAGUAAACAAAUUCACACAAAAAAAUAUGGUAUGGCAGGCAAUCGUAUAUAUUUGAAUAGAGACCAUACAUUGAGAACAGACACAAAUUGUUAACUUUUAUUGGGCUAAAACAUUGUGUUUUAUUUAAAGCUCGAGGGGGCAUAACAAAUUGUACACUUUAAAACAAUUAACCAAAUAACGUGUAACUUUGUAAACAUAAUUUAUUAAACAUCACCAAAGUGCCAGUCAGUCCUAGAUGACUUGACCACCUUUCAUACCAUAUACCACCAAGUACAUGCUCAUAACUUUUUGCCCCACAUUGCUUACAUAAACACCACGACAAGUAACAAUCAAAAUCGUGGGGGGGCGGAGAGGGAGGAGGUCUGUCCGUGCCACUCUUUAUGUCCACUGAACAGGCUGACAUGAUUUUAUCUCCCAGUGUUUAUAUUCUUCCAAGUUUUCAGUUUUCUAAUCCCAGGUCAUGUCCAGUCUCCUAGCAAAGACACUGUCCUCUACAUCUGCUUAAGGGGAUACAAGAGUCACCAGAACAACUACAGCUUAAUGCAGUGGUUCUGGUGUCUAUAGCAUGUUCCUGCAGGAUUUUUACUGUAAACACUGCCUUUUCAGAAGGCCACUAGAGGUGCUUCCUAGUCCAGUGCUGCACAGUGUGAUUCAGUGCAAUUCUUUGAGGAGAUACUAGUUGGCUCAGUGCAGUGUUUUGCCAUGCAAUCACAAUAGCCUUCCUGUGCUUUCCUAUGGGAAAGCAUUGCGUUGUCUGAGAUAGUCAAUAUUGAGGAUCUCCGCCACAGAGGCAAGGCCAGAUGCGGCGAGUAUAAUCUCCUUUUAAAAGGCAAAGGGGGCUAAACAUUUAUUUUACCACUAUAAUGUCAGCAAUACAUGUUUGUAUUUCUGAUACUAUAGUGUUCCUUUAAGACUGAAUUGUAUUAAAUGAUUUAGCCAGAACUUUAGGUGGACUUGCCCUAAAUAAUAGCUAUAUAGCUCAGAACUUGUAAUGUCACAAAAAGGUUGUUCUCUUUGUUAAUAAUUUUUAAAUACUUCUUGUUGCAGAUGAUGACAAUUUAGUGGCUUAUACAGCCGGUUCUGAUGGAUCUGUUUUAAAGUGGAGCCCUCUGCAGGUGAGACACUUUGACAAAUAUGCAUGAUUAAUUUCUUGACUGCAGAUGGGUUGGUUAGCAUUCUGACACCAUCCCUCAAUCUGUCUUCUAGAUGGAAAAGAUGCAAAUGUUAUGUGGUCAUGGAGACACCGUGAUCGCUUCAGCAAGUGCACCACACGGCGAAGUCACGGUUACAGCAGCACUCGAUGGCUCAGUGCGAUUGUGGGGAAAGCCUAGCAGAGAGAGUAUGUCAAGUUGGAAGAACUUCUGAGUUCUACUCUGUGUGACCGAGUUAAAAUAUGUUGGUUUGAAGAUGUAAUUUAUAGUUGUAACGUGUAAAUCAACUGACAGGAACACUGUAUGUACUGUGGCUGACUUAAGUAAGUAAUGCACAGUUGAAUUGUUGGGAAAAGUGUCAUGGAAAUAAAAAAUAGGAACUGUUCUUGCAUAUCAUUAGCUGGAAAUCACUAGGAUUACAAAGGAAAAAAAUAGUUAUAUUAUUCUUUUUCACUCCAGAGAGCGUUUUACCCAUCAGCCACAUCGGUGCAGUUUCUGCUAUUGCCUGGUCGCCUGAUGGAAAGGUAGUGGUGUCAGGUGAAGAGACUGGAGCUGUAAUUGUAUGGAAGCAAUAUAAACCCAUUCUCACAUUACAGGUAACGCCAGUGCAUAGGAGUGGUUGCUGAUGUAGAUGAUGUUCCUGUACUAUUGAAAUAUGGCAUAAUUGUGUGUUCUGUUGUGUUUUUUAUUCUAUUUAGUGCAGUGAACUUUCUGUGUUUUCACUUAUAUUUACCACUCAACGGUCAUUCUGUGUGGUAUCCAAUGACAAGAAGGUGUCACGUUGGCUAUUGUUUCCAUGCAAAGCUGGUGGCUUCAGGUGAGUUUGUAAGAGAAGGAAUCUAAAAUAAAUUGCACUUGACAGUCCACUCCCCUGACACAUUCUUCUUCCCUUACAACUUCCAGUCUUUCUCCUUUCUGCCCAAGUGAAGGUGUCGAUGCCCAUUGCUUGCAGAGAUGAGGGUGUCUGACAUCAGCAGGGGGUAAACACGCCACUGGGAAUUCAAUGGGUAGACAGUGAUAUUGUAUACAAAUUUCCUCUGAGUGGGAGAUUCUUGGACACUUGAGCAUGCAUUAAAUAACGUUCUAAAUAUUUGUGCUUUCGGUUAUUGCAGAAGUAAGAAAGCAUACAGUGUGGAAAUGGAGUCCCAGGUGGUCAGUGCAAAUCUAACCUCUUCAGAACAGAUUGAGUUGAUUACAGUGCUUGGAAAUAGGUUUCUCCUUGAAACAAAGACUGGUGUACUAAAGGUAUUGACAAUGAAUGGCUAUCAAUAGCUGAACAUGGUUUCUUUGUGCAUUAUUUAAAGCUAAAUUAUGAAGGGCUGUUUCUUUAAAUCAGCAGGGAAAUUAUUCUGAAUCCAGCUCUGUGCAAGAAGCCAGGGUGCCGCCACCUGAGGAGUUGCAGCCUGGCACCUUUAUCAAUGCAAAGAAAUCGGACAUUGGUACAAAGCUUUUUAAAACUUAAUAAUACUUUUAAUAUGUGUACUCUUAUAAGUCCAUUUGUGAUGUUUGCUGUUUUAAUCUAUUAUGUUCCUAAAUAAUGCUAUAAUGAUCGAUACUUAGUUUCAUUUAACUGAGAGGUCCCCAGAGUUCUGCUAGAAAAUAAUACCUGACUUCUGCGCACCUAUUUUGCAAAUUUUACUCAUGCAGUUAACUACUAAUUCUAAUGGUGUGAGAUGGUACACAUAUUUUAAUGCGUGAAACAAAUGUUUUACUUAAUGCUAUUCUGACUUGCUCACUUACUUUUAUACAGGUGUAUGUGAUACAGCAGGGGGUCUGUGGCUUCCCAGCAAAGAGGUUAAGGAUUCUAAAGGAAAGAUGACAGUCAAGUGGGAAAAAAUACAGGUACAAUUAGUCAUACUAUGUGCUCUUUUUCCUCCAUUUCAAAGGACCUGUAAAGGGGAAAAUGUAUUUGUAUUUGCCGUAAUUUUAUUUCCUCACUAAUUUCAGUGGCAUCAUCACAACUGGGUCAGCUCUCUCCCUCAACAGCUAAUAAAGAAAUAAAACAACCAAUUAAGGCUAUACAUCUUACUUUUUGUAUCUCUAUACCCCACUCCCUCUAGCAUGUAAGCUCAUUGAGCAGGGCCCUCAACCUCCUCUGUUCCUGUGCGUUCAACUCAUCUGAUUACAAAUCCAUGUUUGUUAGUCCACCCAUUGUACAGCGCUGUGGAAUUUGUUGGCUCUAGUUUGUAACCACUCUCUAGAACUCAUACAUUGGGUAUAGUAGUAUUAGUUCGGAUGAAAGGUCCUACUCCUUUCCUGUUCUGUUGCACCUUCAGAAGGCUCUGGACUGCUUCUUUUCUCCUCAUGACUUUGAGAUUUCCAGUAAGAAGAUUGUGUGUAUACUUGUCCUGAUCCAUAGUCUAUCAUGAAAGGACUAGAUAUCUCUUUAUUUCGAAAAACAAUGAUGGUUUUCUUCAGUCCUGCAGAAGAGCUUUCUUACCCUCUGCCACUUUCAGAAUGGCUUUAUACAGAACGUCCAUGGAAAGAAGAUUUUGCCCUAUUCUUUUAUUUUUAUCUGCUAUAGAAAGAUACAUUCACCUAGAUAUGGUUUUAGUUAGAACCAAGGCUGCUGUUGAAAAUAUAUAUAUUUAUUUAUUUGUGCUUGGAAUUUAAUACGUAAUGGAUAGUGUCUGAGAUGAAAGUUGGUGGUGGUGUGCCGAAACCAACGUACGAGUGGGCCUCUAAAUAAAAGAGGGCCCACCAAGGAGAAUUGUAAUGCUAUAAGGGUGAAGGUGGGUGAGGACAAUCAACUGGAACGGCAGAGGUGAGUGGGGGCUGGGAGUUUAAGUAGGGGACUUACUCCUCCCACAAAUUCAGGCCUAAUGGCCUUCCUACUUGUGCUCGGAAUUUAAUGCUUAAUGGAUAGUGUCUGAGAUGAAAGUUGGUUGUGGUGUGCUGAAACCAACGUACGAGUGGGCCUGUAAAUAAAAGCAGGCAAAAGAGAAGUUCAAGGAAAAACACACUUUAUUGCAUUUAUUACAUAACCAAAUUCUUGAAGGCUUGGCGAAGCUUUCUUUCUGGUUGUGGUAUGUACGUAUGGUAUAUGGAGGAUUUCCAUCGACCCAGUCUCUUGAUGAUGUGGAUCGGGGUGUUUGUACUGGAGGCUGAUGAAGCGGCUCCUAUGCGGAAGGAGUGACCAGAGAACGCUAUGUGAGGACCUCCAGCGUCGCCGAAAUCCCAUAGGAAAGCAUUGAAUAAUACUUUCCUAUGGGGAGGUCUAAUGCGCAUGCACAUUCGGUCUUAAGCCUUCAGCAACUUGGGAUGGGUGGUGGGAGGGAGAGGGGCACUAAUGUUUUCCUGGCACUGGAGAGUCCCUUUAACCCCUUCAGGACGGAGUCAAUAGUGCACGUUCUGAUUAAAACAAAAACUGGAAUUUGCGCUAUAUGUCUGUUCAACCGUAAUUCACCACUGUCACAUUAAUGCGGGACGGCAUAGAACGCCCUUAAAUUAAAGUUUAAUUUAUAUGGCAUGAGAUAAAAACUUGUAAGUCAAGAUCUGAUUGAAAAUGGAGGGGAAAUAAUGCAGGCUGUGUGAGUCACAAGUGGGAGCUGUGGCUACAUGGACAUAAAUAAGUGAUUUGACUCAUAAAUGGCAGAGAAUUGAGCAGUGAGACCUAUAUCGCUUCUUAAGUUAUAUUGAUGCCUAUAUUAUCCCUUUAAGGAUGCCAUAUUAUUAAUGGGAUCCAAGCAAAAGACAGGUGUCCAGGCACUUAGUUGAACAACUGUAAAACUGUCUGGACACUGUAACUAAGGGUGUGUGCCUAAUCCAGGGUCUGGAGCACCACAUCUACCUUUGUAUUACUUUGACUCAAGGAAAUGUCCUACUGAGAGGACCCUCCAAUAGAAAUUUUGUAUAUUAUCAAUGUGGGAAGCACUGUUCAUUUUGACAGUCUGAGUACUGCAUAUAUCCUUAGUUGAGUUAUGAUUUACACACUUUUGCAAACUUUUCUUGAAUAUUUCAUGUUUUAUCUGGUUUGGACCAUUCUCUGAAUUUCAAUCUGUGCACAGACUGCUAAACUGCUUUGGAUGAUACAUCCUGUAUUCUUUCUGCAAUCACCUUAGAUAUCCAAUUUUUGAAGAUCUUCAGGAGUCAUCCUAUAUUUUUUUACCGUACUCUGCCACCUUACUUACUCGUUUCAUAUUAAGCGUACUGCCUUCUAAGAGCAGCAGCCAGUCAAACUCUUAUGAUUGGGUCAUUCCGUACUUGACUCCCUUGUUCUAUGACUAUUCCAUAGCGGAGAGGCAGAGAGAGAAACCUAUAAGCCAUCCUAAAUGAAAAUAAAGAUACAUACAAAUUUUGCAGAAAAAUACAGUAUAAAAUUUUAGUAUUUAAUGCAUGCCAUGUUAGCCAUUAUUAAAGAAGCAAAAUUCUGCUAUGUCUUUUAAUGGCAUUCGAAGCAACCAGAUACCGAUCCCACUGAGCAUGUGUGGUAUCUUAAGCGGCUAGUGACAGACAAAACCUGCCCACUGCCUGCUGACAUCAGCAGAAGUGGUAGCCUGAUCCAAUCACAUAGGAUUGGCUGAAACUGACAAAGAGGCAGAUCGGGGCAGAGUCAGCAUGAUUGAAACACAGCCUUGGCCAAUCAGCAUCUCCUCAUAGAUGAAUUGAAUCAAUGAAUUUCUAUGAGGAAAGUUCAGUGUCUGCAUGCAGAGGGGAAGACACUGAAUGUUUGAAGGAUCUCUAACAGCCAUCUGAGGAGUGGCCAGUGAAGUUAUCACUAGGCUGUAAUGUAAACACUGAAUUUUCUCUGAAAAGACUGUGUUUACAGCAAAAAGCCUGAAGGUAAUGAUUCUACUAACCAGAACAAAUUCAAUAAGCUGUAGUUGUUCUGGUGACUAUAGUGUCCCUUUAACGGUUGCCUUGUUUGCAAUAAUAUUACUUCAAUCCGAAUUCUGUAUAUAUGCAAGACUUUUUUUUUUUAUUAUACAAGACCACUUUAAAAUGUCUUUUUAAAGAGCAGCCACUUUAUAAAUUUAAGUACAGCUGUAUAGUUAACCAAAGUUAGUUAUUGGUUGUGCUAAAAGUUUUGUAUAGCAUGAGUGUAUGCACCACUGCUGGAGGAAAUGCUGAGCUUGCAUGUGUAAGUAUUGCAUUUCUCUGUUAGAUUCGUAAGUGAGCACACAUGUUGCAUAGCAUCUUGGAAGUGCACUUUGGGUUGAAGGAACAAAGAACUGUCACUUUUCUGGAUGUGACAGUUGCUCUUUAAGGGGACACUGCAGUCCAGAAUUUACACAUUUCCUUGUAGUCAUACCAUUCAUACUGGCAAUGGAUACUGUGAUUGGCUGAGCGUGCAUGGUACAGCUUUUAACCUUUCACAGAUGCCCAUUCUUGCUCGGGCUAAUACUUCCACAUUAGCUCAGGCAGCACAGAUGGGACAAGGACUCUAAUUUAGCAUUAAAACUAUUUAAUGAAGAAUGAAUGGACAACACCUGGGACUCCAGCCAGCUCAAUUAGUUCAAUGAGAUGAAGGGCCUACAGUGUCCCUUUAAGUAUGUGAAGUAAAGUAUAAGAAAUAUCUAUAAAAAUUGAGCAGACGGAAGACUACAAAACAAUGUGCACUCUUCCCUCAGUAUAGGGAAAGCCCAGCCUGGAUCACUAAAUUGAUGAACUUAUCUAUUUACCCUGGCCGGCUAGUUAUAUACAUUGAAGAGUGACUCAAAUCCAUAUUGUUCAAGCAGUUACGGAUUGUUGACUAAAAAGAAAGUGAAACAUCCAGCUUGAAGUUAUUUCUUAUUAAACUGCAAAAUAAAAUAAAUCCUGCUACCAUAAAAAAGACAACCAAAUCUGUACACAAUCUGACAAAAUAACAUCCGAGGGGCAAAGGAUUAAAUAUCUUUAUUUCUAACUAAACAAUGUGUUCUUUUAUAUUAAAUGGCUAUUGGCACAAUUCUUGCCUUGAACUUCCCCUAUUCCUGGCUUACAGAUGCACAAUGCUUCAAUUUCCUGCCUCCGUGCAAUGGAUGGUUACGUUGUCUCAGCAUCCAUGGACAGGUCCGUGAAGAUCUGGAAGCGUAACCCAUUCAAACAGGUAUGUGAAUACUUUUGCAGUACUUAUGAUUAAACAGAAAUUGGUCUUGUCAUUUGUAGUAAUGUUAAUUUGUAUUUCCAGAUAGGAAUGUUCCACUGUGAAGGAGCUAUCACCUGCCUGUCACUCUGUCCUAAACUGGAGAGUGACUCAUCCCCUGCAAUCCCUCAGAUAGCCUGCGGAGAUCAGUAUGGAAAUGUGUAUCUCUUGACUUGCAUAUAA